AUGCAUUGCUGUAACAGGCAUCUAGCGGUCUCCCAGCUCAGCCUCCUGGUACAAUGGAUCAUCCUGGCCUUUACAAGUGACUGGCACCUUGGCAGUGCCAAUGCAGGUACCAUACCUUGUCUCCAGCCUCUGUGCUGCUCUCUUCCAUAACUUUGUCCUGUUAUCCUGCUCCCUGUAGAUGUCUGUGUGUUUUAGGACUUUCAGAGUUCCCCAAUCUCUGUCCGUGUGUUGCUUCAGCCCAAGGCUGUGUGUUCUAAUCUCAGAGCUAGAAUGAUGACCAAGAAGGCAUUGUAUCAGAAAAAGAGAAUACACAUUGUAUCUUUUGGCAGAAUUAAAGUCACACUGAUUGCUUUUAGUUUCUGAUUGUUGUUGUCAUGUAAUUGUUUUGUGUGACCGUGAAAGGAUUUGUCAGUGUGACUAAAGAGAGGAGAUGAUGGCCUAGCAGGCAAGAGAAAGAUCAGUAAAAAAAAGAGUGAAAAAAAAGGGAAAAGAGAGCAGAAUUUGAGUAAAAGCAGAUGUGUAUUGGACAGUAGUUGGGAUGGGGGGAGGAGUGCAUGCAACUUGGACUGGAGUUAAAAAUUGUAGGUGGGAUAUUAUAGAACCCAUUUUAACUCUUUCCUGCCUCACACUAUGAGUGAUUUAUUAGCAUUCUGGGGCAACAUUCUAAAAGCGGAAUAGUUACCGUGGAAACCAAUAGAAUGUUCACGCUGAUUGCAAUACUUUUAGAAUUUUGCCCCAGAUGACUCCUUAUACACAACUCCUGCACGUCUUGAGUGACAAAACACUUUUAAAAUCAAGUACGUUUCAUUCUCUACCCACCGGCACUGCUUACCUGUGCUGGGUCCCUUUUAAGUCCUUUUUCUCUCUAUUUCGUCCUUUUUUAUUAUUGCGUUUCAAUUGUAUUGGAAUAUAUUUAAUAAUAAUAAUAAAUUAAUCAUUUAAGCUAAAAUGUAUAUCAUAUCAGAAUUUAUAUGGUUUUGUAUAACUUUUGAGGUUUGUUCACUAAAAUUUUGAAUUUGUUGGAAAUUAGAAUCCAGUUGGCAAAAUUGAGACAAAAAUAGGGGAUCUGGAAGAGUUCUUCAACUUGGCUGUAGUCACAGCUCGGCUCUGUAAGUCUAGAUUGAGCCUUUUGUAUUUAAAGAGUUUACGAUUCGUAGUUUACUUAAUAAACCCCUUUGUGUUGUACGUGAUUUUAACAUUGUAUUAUUUGUUUUAUUAAAGAUAUUGAACUGGGAACAUUUGAGUUAUAUUCAUUAAAGUGGAAACGGAGGACAGUUAACAAGCGAAUUGCACAUUUGUAGGCCAAAGAAGUUUAAAGCAAGAAUUCAGAGUGAAUUUCAAAUUAAGGUCAAAUAGCCAAACUGGAAAACUUCUCUAAAUCAGCUAUGCUCUCAUGUAGGCUACUCUGGCCUUAAAUUUGAAAUUCACUUUGAAUUCUAACUUCAGUGAAUAACCUUGUUUUUUUUGUUUUUUUUCAAUUCAGCCAUUGUCUCCCAACAAGCUUACUUGUCAGUUUUUCGCAAUCCUCAGUUUAGUGAAUAAAUCUCUCAAUGCACAGAGAUCUGACUGUACGGCCACGCCAUGAGUACGGCCUUUUAGUUUGUUUGAUGAGGCAGGAAUAAUGAAAUCCUCAGUUUGAUGCAGCGUUGCUACACCAGCACACUAGCAGUUUGGGCCUGUUUUCAGUUGAAUAACACGUUUAAUGUCCCAGAAAUGCUAAACAUUCUAUUUAAUAUCUUCUGGUAACUUAUCAGAAUUCUGGGUACCAUCGUUCGUACUAUCGGGACUUUGCACAAACCUGUAACACCCCACAAAUCUACUUAAACAUCUGGUGCUAACACAAGGUAAAACAUAUAGCCCAUCUCUUUUUGCACAUGCAGAGGGAUGUAAAAGAAAUUGGAAAAGUUCUGCCUGUCUUUGAAGGUUAUCUAAGGAGCUCACAGUUAUUUUAAGUUCCACCUUGGUAUAAUUAUGUCUUCUGAACUUGCCCUUUGAUGUACUAUGCUCUGAAUAGGGGUUAGCAUAAGGAGGAGGGGGACAUGAAAAUCCCACUCUGGAGCUGUAUAUCAGGGGUGCCCAAAAGGUAGAUCCCCAGAUGUUUAAAAGCUACAGCUUCCAUGAUGCUUUGGCAUUCUAAAGGCAUGCAAAGCAUCAUGGGAGUUUUAAUUCUACAACAUCUGGGGAUCUACGUUUUGGGCACCCCUGCUCUAUAUUUUAUCCACUAAUUCAGGAGUUGUGGAGAAUUGACAAGGAAAUCGCAGGCCAAAAUAGCCGAGCUUGAAAGUAGCUCAGUUGGAGAAUUUCCUCGAGGAGAGCUACAGCAGUUUUUCUUAUCGCCACUGUUUCUGGUGUAACCGAUAAACUCGAAAGUGUUUACAAAUAGCUUGCCGGACUCCUGUGCCUAUUCCGUACCUUCCAACAUUUCAAAUGGACAAAGAGGGACUCUUUCAUUUUAGGGGUGUGGUUGGCGAUGUGGCCAGAGAAGGGGUUGUUCUGAUAAACGUUAGAUGACUUACUAAUAACAAUUUAUAUAACUAAACUGUAAUUUAGAACAAACACAAUGUAACGUGUUGACACAGACUGAUUUCUAAACACAUUUCUUGUAGUCUAAAUACACAUUAUUGGGAGUAUUAUUGUUGUGUGCUCUGUUAUAUUCUCAGACAUACCAACAAUACAGAACUUCUAGGAAAGACAGUCAUUAGGAAAUAAAAGAGGGAUUUGGACCCAAAAUAGGGACUGUCUCUGCUAAACAGGGACAUUUGGGAGGUAUGUUUUUAAUUUAGGCAUUUGUCACCGUUUCACACCUUCCUGUUUAGUUACAGGCUAUAAAUACCUUUAAAGGAACAUCUGUUUUGAAGGGGGAGAGUAUAAUCAUUAAGAUACAAGGAGCAUAAGGAAAGGAAAGGAAAGGAAAAAAAUUUUAAAAAAAUUACAGAGUCACUUUAAUUAUUAAAUAAUAUGUAAAUUGCUGGGAAUUCAAACUGAAUUUUUUUUUUAAUGAACUAGAAUUCAUGCAAUAGAUUAGUUUGUUUUUGCAUGAUGCAUAAUCAGGUGUGUCCUUUCAAAUGAGUUGCCUAGAUUGUCCCUUUAAAUGGUUUAGCCUAUACCUGUAUGCUUUAGGCGUAGGGGUAUACACUGUAAGUAUGGCUAAUGCAUCUUCCGAUACACAGCUUGCCAACGCAGACUACAGGAGAGACCCGGGUAGGAAGGACAGGUAAGUAUGCUUUUUAAAGGACCACUAUAGUGCCAGGAAAACAUACUCGUUUUCCUGGCACUAUAGUGCCCUGAGCGUGCCCCCACCCUCAGGGACCCCCUCCCGCCCGGCUCUGGAAAGGGGAAAGGGGUUAAAACGUACCUUUUUCCAGCGCUGGGCGGAGAGCUCUCCUCCUCCGAUCCUCCUCUUCUCCUCCCCGUCGGCUGAAUGCGCACGCGCGGCAAGAGCAUUCAGCCGGUCACAUAGGAAAGCAUUCAUAAUGCUUUCCUAUGGGCGCUGGCGUGCUCUCACUGUGAAAAUCAGGAGGAUUAUGGGAAAUAGGGGAAGGCUUAACCCAUUCAUAAACAUAGCAGUUUCUCUGAAACUAUGUUUAUGAAAAAAUGGGUUAACCCUAGAAGGACCUGGCACCCAGACCACCUCAUUAAGCUGAAGUGGUCUGGGUGCCUAGAGUGGUCCUUUAAUCUGGGCAUUUGAUUAUGUAUCCUCCAGCAAAAAAAUAUAAAUUCUGCUAAAAUUGGCCCCGUUGAUCAAACAUCAGUGGAUAAUAGACCUUCAGUUGUCAAUUAAUGGUCAAUGGGUCCCAAGCCACCGAUCUGUUUAUAUUCCGAACUGAGCAAAGAACGUAGUAUAGGACAAUGUUAUCAAUGUUAUCACUAUAGUGGUCCUUUAGCACAAAGCUUCUCAUUGAUUGAAGAACAAUGUUUUACUCGGAUUUUAAAGUGGAAGUUCCUCUAGUGGCUGUCAGGGAAAUAGACACUAGAGGCAUGCUUAACCCUUGGAUGCAGACAUUGCUGUUUUUACAAAACAGGUUUAUUGGGUUAAAACUACAGGUCUACUGCAUCCAGACCACUUCAUUGAGAUGAAGUUGUUUUGGUAACUUUAAUGGUCCUUUAAAGGUGGCGUCUGCCCUAUGACCAUGUACACAGUAAAUAAUUUACAUUUACACGUUAUCAGCCAUCAAAACAAUCUCUACCUGAUUCUCUGACUAGAAGAUACAAUAAUCUGUUUUGGUAGUAUGUUAUUAAUAUCCGCAGUUAAAGGGACAAUCUCGGAUGGAUUGACGACCUUUAUUUUUGCAUUAUUAUUUAAAGUGAAUAUGUACUGCAAAAAAUAAUUUAGUUAAAUCAGUCCCAAAUACAUUUAAUACAUUAUAUAUAAUAGAGAUAAUUUACUUUCUUCCGGGAACGUCCUCUUUUUUUGGGGGGGAAAUUGCUUUGAAAACUCUCAGUCAAUGCUGGUCAUACCAUGAAUUUCUAAAAGAAACAGUGGCGUACUUUAUAGUGCAACAGUUGGUUGGUUAUUAAUUCAUUCAUUUUUUUUGAUUCGAUGGCAAGCCUCAGGUGACUGCAAUGAGAGAACUGCAUUGGGGUGUUUAGAUCUCACAGAGCCAUAAGUUAUGUGUUUUAAUAGGUUCUACACAUAAGACAGGAAAAGUACAAAAUUGUAAUUCACAUUAUAGGAAAUCUCUGAGAAAUUUUUUAACUAUUUUUGAAAACGUUAUUUUAGUUGUGAAUGCCGUUUUGAUCUAGAGCAAAUUUGUUUUUGUUUUUUUUAUAACAUUAUAGUGUUAGGAAUGAAAACAUGUAUUCCUACCGCUAUAGUUUUAACUACCUGUUUCAGUGUCGUCAUCCCCCGCCACGUGAGGGUUUGAAAGUUGAAAUGUACUUACAUUUUAGUCCUUACUGUUUCGUUCUCCAUGAUGCCAAUCUGUCUCAUUGGCUGAGAUUAUCUGUGUUGAUGAUCUCAGCCAAGCAAUGCUGCCCAAGGGAAACACUGAGAGACUAGUGCGCAUGCGCGGCAAAACACAGCGAUGUGCCAGUCAUAAUGGUUUCUAUGAGACUAUCUGGCUGAACAGAAGCCCACUAGAGGCAGGGUAACCCUAAAUUGCAAUGUUUUUAACUGCUGGGUUAAACAGACAGGGAGAUGGCACUGAGACCACUUAAUUGAGAUGAAGUGGUCUGGGUGUCUAAAGAGUCCCUUUAAUAUUACAGAACUUUGUAAUGGAACAUGCACUGUGAUGUGAAAGGAAAACGUACCAUAGCAUAGGAUGAGGAUGAAUUCUAUUACAGACUAUAGCAUAGAAUUCAUUAUUUUGAUUCCCUUUUUUUUUUGUUUUAUAACUUUUAAAAAGUAUAAUAACAGAAAUAGGGCAUAGGAAAAAUGGGUUCCAAUAUCCAGUAAAAAUGUCAACAUAAUAAAUAAAUACCAAGAGAUACAGGAGGGAAGGGAAAAGAAAGACGAAAGAGGAAAGUACAAAAAAGAGCAGGGAAAGAGAUGAGAAGAAGAGAAUCUCUUUCGAAUUGUUUUUUCUUUCUUUCUUUAGUUAAUUUUGUUACUUUUUUUUAACCCUUGUAAAAACUCAAGCUAUAUUGCUCUUCUCAAACCUACAGAAUUCACGAGAACAAUAACGGAUGUGUUCCAUCCAACAUUUUAGAAUGAUAUCGUCAUAUCUAGUGUCUAUGCCAGGGGUAGCCAACCUUCGGCACUCCAGAUGUUGUGAAUAAUGCUCUGACAGCCAUAACCCUGGCAAAGCAUCAUGGGACAUGUAGUCUACAACAUCUGGAGUGACAAAGGUUGUCUACCACCGCUUAAGGCAUUGCAUCGAGGGAGUGACCAUUCCAGGGCCUUUGGUUUUGUGGUCAGAUUAAUUAUGAUGUAAUCUGUCAAAGCAGAUGUCAAUAAGCAAAUUCUAAAUAUUUACAGAACAUGACGUAAAUGCUUUUUAGUUUAUGCGAUGAAUCUAACUAUCUUAAACGUGUUGGCUGUGGGACACAUGGACUGGUUCCGUCUCUGAAAUAAAAUAUUGCAAUUUAAUACGUGAGAUGUUUAAUGUCAGAGGCUUGUUCACUGAACACAAAUAUAUAUAUAUAUAAAUAUACACAAAUUCAGACAGGAGCACUCACUUGGAUUUUCCAAUAGUGUAUUAAAAAGUAUUCAUCAAUCUACAUCAACGUUUUGACCCUUCAGGGUCUUUAUCAAGAUCUUGUCUGAAUUUGUGUACCUAUUGGCCUGGAGGCACCCGGGUAAUAUAUUUUUUAUUUUUUAUUUUGGAGUUGAGUGCCAGAGUUUGGACUUUUGUGUAUAUAUAUAUAUAUAUAUAUAUAUAUAUAAAUAAAUAUAUUUCCUGUAUAAUCACAACCAACCAAUAUAAACACUUACGCACUUUACAUAUUAUAGCACAUGCCUGCGUUUUGUUAUAGCCCGAGACACCCAUGAUGUGGAUUGACAGCGGUGUCCUCUAACGCAGUGUUUUUCAACCUUUUACAGAGAAGUUCCCCUGCAAAUCUAAAAAAAAUGCCUAAGUACCUACUGGUAGGCCCUGAGGUGGCAAGCCGGCCAGUUCUUGGCUGUGGUGCACUUUGAGAAACUAGGCUUUAAUGCUGCCAUGGGUCAGACUUUAAGAGCUGUAUCGGUGAGAUGUGAUUUGUCACUUAGUUUAGUGGUUCCCAAUCCUUUAGGCACCCCAACAGUCCACGAUUUUAGGCAUUUGUCAGUUCUGUUCCUAUGGGAAUACAGAGACACCUGGACAAUUGAUGUGCCUUGAUUAAUUCCACUGCUGUAGGAAAUUUAAUGUGCAAUAUCCAUGUUCACCAGGAGUCCCUUAAAUCUGCUGCCCCAUAAAAUAGACCCACAGCUGUAAGUAAAACUUUGGACCAAGCUGGUAAAAGCUAUUACUGAUUGCUGUAAGCUUAAGAAUAGCUCCAUUUCUGUUUGUUUCAUCAAUGGAGCUGUAGAAAAAGCUGCACAUGCACUUAGCUUCAUCACCAACUCUUUCACAGAAUCUGUUAAUGGAGUCUUUCAGCGAUAUAUCUGAGUGAGGGAAUGGGUUUUGCAAAACACUCCAGUUAUCAGACAAAGUGUUCCCGCAGUCCCUUUAAAGCAAACACUACUUCAAAUUCUCACCGUGUUGACAAGAUUAUAGAGUCCCUGUUAAAUACUAAACUUUGAUGUGAUGACAUUCACAUGAGGCUCGUGUCACCCUGGUCUAUCAAGUUAAACAUUUCGUGCAUUUUGUGUCUUUUGUUGAUUAUCCAAAAUAAGGGAAAAAACUCACGUUAAAGUGAUUUCCACAGAAUUUGAAAUAAAAACCUUCCUCUUGGAUCAGCAAUUAGAACCUGGUGAACCAAAGUAUUUAGGCAGAGAAUUUUACAAUUAAUUUUACACCGUUCCUGUGGAACUCGCUUCCCUCCUCCAUUAGAUGCUCACCCAGUCUUCACUCCUUCAAAAAAUUGUUAAAAACCCACAUCUUCAUAAAAGCGUAUCAAUUAGACUGUUUAUAGCUCCUGGCUGAUUACUCUUCUGCAACUGUCACUAGUCUAAUACUAUCCUUACCUUUUUGUGUCAUUUUACCCCACUACCUCUAGCAUGUAAGCUCAUUGAGCAGGGCCCUCAACCCCUCUGUUCCUGUGUGUCCAACUUGUCUGGUUACAACUACAUGUCUGUUCGUCCACCCAUUGUAAAGCGCUGCGGAAUUUGACGGCGCUCUAUAAAUAUCAUAAUAAUAAUAAUAAUUGUUCUAACUGCUCUGCUUUAGACAGAUACUGCUUUCUUAACGUUUACAUUUAUGACUUCUUAUCCUCUGUACAAUCCUGUUUACAAACAGGUUACCAUUGAACUGUUUAUACUUUUUUUAUCCAUCACUUCAAUUCUGUAAAACCCAACACUCUGUGCCCUUCUAUAUUUUAAUCUUCUUCAUCGAUUAUUCCACUGGUUUUACAGUUACUGUUAAUAAUAAUGUCACCUCAUUGACCUCUGAGUGCCACUGGUAGUACCAGGGCUAUGGGUGUGUGCCAUCACUGAUAUUAUUGGUUCAGGAACUUACAUCAUCACUCUGUGGCGGCACAUUUCCUAUUGAUAAGGCAACUUACCUUUUCCGUGUUGUUUAAUUUCCAUAUUGUAGAGAGAGGGCCCAAAUAAGUAGUAAUUCCUUUAACGUCUUUCAGUUGUAACACCACAGCAAAAUAACGUGUGCAUUAUAUAUAAAACUAAAAAAUCCCUGACAUUGAAACAAUGGGUAGGUUACAUCACCAUUUACUCAUCAAUCAGGAUGCAUUGCAUGCUUGUCCUUUAAGAAAGGCAUUGGAUAUGCCGAAACAUUGGGGGUGGAAUUUGUGACUCAGUGUUUCGCCAUCUGGUAGGCUUUGACUUAAAGGGACAUUCGGUAUGCACAAAAUGAAGAUUUCAAUAAAAAUUGUCACUUGUAUAAUUUAACCUAGUUACCCCCCUCCCCUCCAACCCUCUCCCCCCCCCUUCGCGGCUGUCAAUCAGAGAACAGGUCCUGUUGCUUCCUGGUUUGUUUUGCUCAGUGGAGUUAGACUCAAGAGGCGGCAAUUGCUUAGAGCACCUGCCUUGCAGAGACUUCUCAUUGGCUGCAUUUGGAAGUCUGUGCAAACUGUUAGAUAUAUACCACCAAUGAAAAAUGCAGAAUUAAAUGCAUGCAUGUAUUCAUUGGGGUAAUAUAUACCAAACACUGAUUUUUGUAUUUUUUUUGUAUUUUUUAUUUGGGCGGUGGAGUGUCACUUUUAUUAUUUGCUUUGUUUAAGUGAAUUAUGUAAGCCUUGUUCAUGUCUUGCCAUUGUGUGGAUUUCUAAACUGUAUUUUUGUAAUUAAGGCGAUCAUCGUAUUGAUAUUUUUGAUUGGUGUGCAUCCUUAUGGCAUGUUCAUUGAUAGACUUUAACACAUUAGGGAGUGCACCAUAGGAUAUGUACCCCAUAAGGUCCACUUUAUUAAUGUGCCCUGCUGCAGUAUUUAGUUUUUUUAUGCAAUUAUUUUCCUAACCAUUUUUAAUUCUUGAAAAAAAAUAAUAAUAUACACCCAAAUUAUUUAUAAUAAUGUUAUUCGUAGUUUAUUUUUAUUAUUUUAUAUAUAUAUAUAUGUAUAUAUAUAUAUAUAUAUAAUUCGGGUAUCUUUUUUUGCAAUGAUUUUUAGCCAGAUAAACCCAUGUGAAUUAGUCUAAUGCAGGCUUUAUCCAAACUCCGGCCCUCCAGAUGUUGCUGAAUUACAACUCCCAUGAUUCUCAGCCUAUUCAUUUCAUUCAUAGAAUCAUGGGAGUUGUAGUUCAGCAACAUCUGGAGGGCUGGCGUUUGGGAAAGCCUGGUCUAAUGCUUCUUGUUUUCGAUAUUCAGGUUUGUGUAAUGGAUUUAAUAGCCUGUCCUUCACUUAAGAGUCCUGUGUGUUAAACAUCUAUAAGAACACAGGGCUCUUGACCCCUCUUUCUCUCCGCCCACCCUCCCGCUAAACACAGCCAAGGUUUUUAAAAGUUCCCUAGUGGGUCAGCACUGCGGUCACUCCCGAAAUAAUAGACCCUGUGUUCUACAUUUCACCAAGAGAUGGGGUGUAACUUUGUCCCAGGGACAGCGUUAAAUCCCACAACCUUCAAUGCUGAUGUUUAUAAGGCAAGCUGAAAAUGUAAUUUCUUAAAAGAACACUGUCAUCAAUUAUUUUAAUAUCUUAUAUAUAAUCUUUAUGUUAUAAUACGCCAUCGUAUUUAUUUAUUUUUAAAAUUUGCUUAUAGUGACAUUUUUGAAGAAUUAAUUCCCCCUUUCCGUUUGCUAUCCUUAUGCAUCUUUGGUUGGAUUGCUGACCCAAUGAUCACUAUUUUGCAACCGUUUUAUAGAAUCACCUAACAGAAAAUGCUACAAACAGAAAGAAACAGUUCACGAUUAUGAAAAGCAUUGAAUGGCAUUUCCUUAUUUUCCCUGGGAUCUGUCAGGCCUGUAAAAGCAUAGAUUCGCAGCUUCGUUUAAGACUAUACAGGCUUUACCCAUUCUACUUCAAAUGUUUGUGACGAAUAAAUACACUUGACUUUAAUGGGUUGGUGGGAGACGUUUUAAUGAGCGUGUGAGGAAGUCCUUGACAUCAGCCAUAACAACUGGUGAAAGUUCUUAAAACGUAAUAUAAACAGAUUCCUCUAUUUUUUACAUUUUGAAAUUGUUAUUUUUUUAUAAAACUGUAAUACUCUUACUCUGUCAAAUGCCUUUUAACAAUUAAUUUUUUUUAGGUGACCAUCUCAUAUAGCGUAAAUGUUACUCAGUAGAACUGACCACAUCUCCAAUGUCUCUGGAGGAUGAUUUAUCUUCUUAAAGGACCACUAUAGUGUCAGGAAAACAUACUAGUUUUCCUGGCUCUAUAGGGUCUCUAGGUCCCCCCCACCGGGCUCUAGGGGGUGGAAGGGGUUAAAUUUACCUCUUUUUCCAGCACCGGGCGGGGAACUCUCCUCCUCCAUAUCGCCGUCAUCAGCGUCAUUCUCAAUGCUUUCCUAUGGACGCUGGCGUCUUCUCACUGUGAAAAUCACAGUGAGAUGCACGGAAGUGCCUCUAGCAGCUGUCAAUGAGACAGCCACUAGAGGCUGGAUUAACCCUAUUAUAAACAUAGCAGUUUCUCUGAAACUGCUAUGUUUAUAGAAGAAAGGGUUAACCCUGGAGGGACCUGGCACCCAGACCACUUCAUUAAGCUGAAGUGGUCUGGGUGCCUAUAGUGGUCCUUUAACCAUGGAAUCAAUCUGUGUAGCUCAUUUCUAAUCUUGAGCAUCACACCAUUCACCUCACCUCGAAUCCACAGCUUUAUCCUGAUACAGCCCACUACUAAUUAACAGCUUCAGUCCUUACAGCUCAUUUCUGAACCACAGCAAUAAGCUAUAUAACCCAGUUUUAAAAGAACUAUAGUCACCUAAACAACUUUAGCUUAAUGAAGCAUUUUUAGUGUAUAGAUCAUGCUUCUUAUGUUUUAUUGCUCAAUUCACUGCCAUUUAAGCGUUAAAUCACUUUGUUUCUGUUUAUGCAGCCCUUGUCACACCUCCCCUGACUCUGAUUGGCACAACCUGCAUGGAAAACCAAAACUGGUUUAGCUUUCAAUCAGAUGUAAUUUACCUUAAACAAUUGUAUCUCUUUCUCUCUAAAUUGAACUUUAAUCACAUACAGGAGGCUCUUGCAGGGCCUAGCAAGCUAUUAACAUAGCAGGGGAUAAGAAAAUGUAAAUUAAACAGAACUUGCAAUAAAGGAAGGAUAAACUUUAGAUGACUCUUUACAGGAAGUGUUUAGGAAGGCUGUGCAAGUCACAUGCAGGGAGGUGUGACUAGGGUUCAUAAACAAAGUGAUUUAACUCCUAAAUGGCAGAGAAUUGAGCAGUGAGGCUGCAGUGGCAUGGUCUAUACACCAAAACUGCUUCAUUAAGCUAAAGCUGUUUUGGUGACUAAAGUGUCCCUUUAUUUUAGAGCAUCAAUCCCUACAGCCCUCCUUUAAUGCACAGUACAGUACUCUGUAUAGGCCAAUCUUUAAUCUGCAGAAUUCUGUCUCUAUAUAUUAUAGUAGCAUUGAAAAUUUUAAAUACUCAAAUGGAACAAUUACAAUCUCAUAGACAUACCACCAAUGAAACAUGAAUAAUGCAUUAUGUAUAUUUUAUUGUUGUAUAUCUAAAAGCAGUAAAUCUCUUUGCAAGCCCAUCCCUUCUAAACCCGCCCAGACUUCCUGUGGCUGUCCAAUCACAGACUUCCCAACGCAGCUCAAUGAGAAGUCUUUGAAAGGCAGGUGCUCUGCGCAAUACCCUGCCUUGAGUUUAGCUCCAUGGAGCUAAACUCAAGGCACGCCCUGUAUGGGAACAUUUGCAGCAGAAAUGGCUGAACACAUUUCACUUUGAGGGAACGAUACGAUCAACCUUGGUAAAAAGCUGAGAUAAGUAGUUCACGAUGAUGGGUAUAGGUGCAGUAAAGGGAUCGGAAUCCCUCUCUAGACACCAAUGACUCCAAGAGGACCAUGCUGAGAUGUAGCAUUUCUUGGUGCCAGGGGCCCAAGAGUCCCAUAAAAGGUCCUUAGCCGCUUGCGAUAGGCCCAGGACCAACCAGCAUCUCCGGAAAUCACCCAGGCCACUAGAACGAGCUUCUGUUCCAAGAUGAGGGAUAAAGUUCUCCCCUCGGUCCCCUCAGAAGUAGAGGGAAGGAUGGGAGAAGAAGUGGGUGAUCUCAGGACAUCUCCAAAGAGUUCGGGAACCAUGCUUGACUCUGCCAGAGAGGUGCUAUGAGGAGGAGUGAAGCUUUGUGGAUUUGUGUGUGGCGAAGUACUCUCGCCACCAUGGAGAAUGGAGGGAAUGCAUACGCUCCGUGUGUUGGCCAUGGUUGAAGAAACGCUUCCACUGCCGUGCAGUUUGAAUCCGUUAGCCAGCUGUAGUAGUUCGGUAGCUAGUGAAUGGUCCGGGAGGCAAACAGUAUAGGUGAAGUGGGUACCUGAGGUGUUUCAACUCCCGAAAUACAGAUGUGUUGAGAUUCGUGUCGACUCUCUCUCGCCAGUAGUGGGAGAACCAGUCUGCCGUCAGGUUGGUAAUCCCCGGUAGAUAUUCCGCUUUCAACGUGAUGUUGCGCAAGAGGCAGAAUCUGUAGAUGUCUUGGGUGGCCUCUGUGAGGGCUUGGGAUCUGGCUCCGCCUAGGCAAAUUAGAUAUUGCACCGCAGAGACAUUGUUCAUGUGGAGUAGGAUGCAGCAGUCUGCCAUGUCUUUGGCCAGCCUGCGAAUUGCGAAGGACCCAGCGACCAAUUCUAGGCAGUUGAUGUGGAGGAUAGCCUCCUUGUCCCGCCAAGGUGCCCCCAUAGAGGAAUCUGUGCAGUGAGCCCACAAGCCCCAGAGGCUGGCAUCCAAUUCCAUAAUGAAAUACGGAGAGGAGCCAAAGAUUGCUUUGCCAUUCCAAGCUUUCAUGUGUAGGAGCCACCAGUGGAGUUCUGUCCACACGUCUGCUGAAAGUGGUAUCCAGUGGUCGUAGGACUGUGCGGAACGUAGGCCAUACACAUUUUGAGGUGUUGCCUCGCCCUGUAGUGUAGUGGUUCCAGAAAUAUCACCUGAAGGGUGUCCUUUAGGUGACCUUCUUCCUUCAAUACUGUUUCUCUGACAUACUGACAUACAAGACAUCUGAGGCAAAUCCUCUGAUCCUCCAGGUGUAGGAAAUGGGGUUCACCGCAGGUGUAUACCUGAGCUGUACCUCAUGAUACGAUCAGUAUGCAGUGCACGUAACAAGCACUGAUAAUCCUGCACCAUAUGGGGACUUAUCCCAGUAGGAUCUGCAUCAGCAGGACCCGUAUGUUUUUAGCUGGAGGCUCACCCCAGGUGGUAUGCCUUGAUAACCCAGAGGACACCCACGUCAGUAGAUAAUAUACUUGGCACAAUAUGGGAAUGAUAUGAUUAACUGGGGGCUCACCUCAGGUAGUGUGCAAUGAAAAUCCAGAGGACACCCACAUCAGUAAUUGUACACUUGGUACAGUAUAUAGGAUAUCCCUGUUAAAGGGUAGUAGUGAUUGCUUCAGACAGGAUAUAAUACACUCCAGAAAUUCCCCAUACAUCUUAUGUCCAAUACUGUUUUGAUAGUCUUGUAUCAAUUGAAGAAAUGACAGGCAGUAUGAACAAUCCAGCAAUGUGAAGGACGUACCUUUGGUUGAUAUACAGUACUUGAGAGAGGACAGGUAGCGGUAAUCCUAGUCCUGAGGUCUCCUAAAGUCCGGAUUGAGUGAAUCCUGAUCUAAGGCAAUCAGUAGGAGAAGUGGCAGAGGAACACUUCCACGAGGUGCCAGACUAUGGUACAACUGGGGCUCGCCCAGAACAUUUGUAGCGGGCAAUGUGUCAUAAGUGUAGUAUGUGCCAGUGAAAGAGGGCUCACCCUCUAGUGGUUCCCUUGAGUGAAAUGGGAGACAUAAUAGUCUCAUAAAAUUGGGUUUCAUCCAAAAAGACCCCUCCGUGGGGUUUGGUACCUGAGAGGGGCUCACCCUCUAAAUGGACGCUCUGAGGCGUGUAAUUAUAUUGGGGCUCACCCCGUUGUACAUGAGAGCCGUAUCUCCUUGGUCAGCAAGAGUAUUCAGUCCAAUCACAUAGGUAGUAACAUUGCAAGUAAGGUACCAUAUCUUUGCAAAGUCUGCUGCGGCAGAGCUAUACGUAAUAAUCUAGGGGCUUACCCCUUGUGGCAUGCCAUGAAAAAUCCAGAGGACACCCACAUAGUAGUAAUAUACACUUGGCACAGUACAGAAAAAUCCCUGUGGAUGAGCAGGUCUGUAAUAAGUUAUUGGUAUUAUCUUUUAGACAGUCAUAUGUAGAAAAUCCAUAUAUAUGCUACACUCAUGUAAAUUGAAUUCCAAGUAUAAACAUGUAUAAUCCUUUAAAAAGGAGUUUAAUAGUCGCUCACUACAAUAUUAAACAGGAGAUUUAAGGCAGGCAGCAGUAAACAACGAAAGGAUUAUUUAAGGCAGGCAGCAGUAAACAACACAAGGAUUAUCAGGCAGCAGUAAACACAACGGUGUGACGCGCGCGUUCCACAAUGGUUAAAAAAUACCAGAAACCCGCAUCACCAGGCAGUAAUCUUCACAUAGCAACACCCUAUAUAACCAGAAUACUGUGAGGACCUGACCACACUUCUGAAGAAGCCCUUUGAGUGGCUAAACGCAUUAAGUGGGAAUUCUUUUGUAUAUUUAUAUACUGUUUUUAUUACUUUUGUUCAGCAAAUUAAAGUUCAUUUGAAAUACUGAAAUUUGCAUCAACCUACUGCUUCCUGGUACCAACACAUCUGAGGUGGGGAUUAUACCACCUAUGCUGGUUAUACUAGAGCAAGUUCUGCUCUAAUAAAUGUGAGUACAUUACCUUACUUAUUUAUUUUAUUUCUCUACUUCUACUUACUUCACUACUGGAGUUUCUUUCUACAUUUGCCUUCACAUAUGCCUUGCACAUUGCAUCUUACCUGAAGAACUUGUAGUAACCAUACCAACACAUAUCCUCAGACGGGGAUUGUUCCGUCCAUGUGAAAUAACAGCAGAGCUCUGAAUUAGCUCAUGGGAAUGUGAGUGGUAGCGACUUUUUAUUAUCCACCACUUAUUUGGCACAGUUAUUGUAUUACGCUAUUAUCUUUUUCUCUGUUUAUUUUUGAGGUCCACUGUACUUCAUAUUUGGACAUCCAUGUACGUAUAAUCAUUUAUAUCUCCAAUUUGGGGUGCGGUUUAUUUUGUUUCUUUCCUGUAUUGCAUGUAUAAUCCUUUGUACAAGCAGAUUCAAAUAGUCUUAGUAAGCAGUACUUUCCACAAUAUGUAUAUUUGGUUGUGAAAUCUUUAUCCUCAUAAUCCAGACCGAGUGAAUCUCAAUUUGGAAUGACAGGUAUAAGAUGGCCGCUGGGAAUCUCGUGAUACUCACGAGAUCCAAAAUGGCCGCCGCUCAUGCACAAAGAUCCGCCGGCCUUGCGGUCGCGGGUCCCUCAAAAAAUGCAAGUAAUGAGAACUAGUCUCCCCUGACCCAAACCAGCAUCCAAAGGCAGUGUCCCUAGAAGUAAAACAGAGCGCGAUUGCGGCAAUGAAUAACUGUAAAAAAUAGGAGUAAAACAGACCUGAGGGAAGAAGCCAGAGGGUAGAGGACGGAAAGAAAAUUAAUAAAGCACAAAACCUGUAGAUGGACAGAUGUGGGGAGACAGAUAGGCAGUGAAUCAAUCUAAAUAAAUCUAAGUUACCAAAAUAAGUCUAAAAUUAAACAGUGAAAUCAAUAAAGUAUAGGGAGAACAAAUUACUCUGACCUGUGCACCUGGCUGGAGCAGCAAAAAAAGAGGAAGGGGGUGGUCUUAGUUAGAGUUAUGCAAAUAUGAAGCCUUCUGUCAUGUGGUAAAAUUGAGCAGUGAGACUGCAAGGGUAUAAUCUAAACACCAAAACUACUUCAUUAUGCUAAAGUUGUUUUGGUGACUAUAAUGUCCCUUUAAAUCCAGAGCCACUUAUGCCACACAAUUGAUAGCGUAAUUUACAUUAUAUUACACUAAUAUGCAAGAUCACAUUUCUCAGUUGGAAAAUAACCUCCCAGCACACUCCGUUCCUAAUUCCCAGCCUAUUUUAGUAGAAAAAUAAAUCCUCCCUUGGUUUUGCGCAUUAGCCAUUCACUGCACUCAUGGGGCAUAAAUAGACUUUAUUUUUGUUCUGUUGACAGCAGGGGUGAAGGAGGCUGACUGGGCUGCCUGAGACCAAGUACCCCCGGGAGAGCUGACCUUCACAGUAUAUGUGACCCCCGGCUGCUGCUGAUCACCCCCUUGUGGGGUAUUACUGAUGUCUGUUUUAAGAUUAUAUGAAAGAGCUCUGCACUGCUCCUAGUGUCUGGAAUGUACAAUUCCAUCACUGUUUACGGCCCAGUCAUCCUAAAAUCCAGUCUCUAUAACAAAUAAAUAUUGCUGGGAAGGAUCAGUGGUAUACUGUAGUAGCAGAUAUAUAUAUAUUUUUAUGGUUGCAUUUGUUACACAUUUUUAUAGUUACAUUUGACAUGUUUAGUAAACCAAAGGAUUAUGACAUUGCCCUCCGAUGGUAUCACACUAAUAGAAUUCAACAUUUGCUGGGCCAUCUUCGAAGCUAAAGGGCUUCCCAAAACACCAAUUAGUUUAUUUACUAAACUCUGAAAUGAAAUUAAUUUAAAUUUAAACAGCAACAUUGAAGCUAACCUAGCCAAACUCUGAGAUAGCUGAUUUUACUUUUUUUAUCUUUUCAAUUAUUUUAGCCUAGCGUUUGCCAUUUUAAUUUGAAUUCACAGCAGUGAAGAGUUAGUGAAAAAAAAAUUAAAGGGUUUAUGCAGAUGUAAAUUUGUUAAAGUUUGUUAAAGAGUUCGAAAGAAAUCUCUUACAUGUUUGAAUUACGUGAUUUCUCAGCUUUCCUUUUUGUGCCCUAAUUUUGCAGAUCUGCUGUUAAAUCUCUAUUUUGAUGGAACAAUCCCUCAGUGUCGAGGAAAUGUUAACCUGAUUGCAAACUCUGUAGAAUCAUGUCUAUGUAUAAACUGUGAAACAGUAUAUUUUUUAAAUCUUGUGCAAAUAGAAAGCGGUAUCACCCACAGAUGGCAUCGGGUGGCAACUAUGGGCAAUGCAAGUAGUGGAUCAUACCUGUCCAUAUUAAUGUGACUAAACUUUCUGAGUUAAAAAAGUUAUAUUAAAUAUAUGUUAAGGUGGGGGAAUGAGUUAGGUAAGGGGUAGGACACCUUUGGCCCUCCAGAUGUUGUAGACUACAUCUCCCUUGAAGCUUUGGUAUUAGAGAAUUGCCUAUAAGAGCAUAAUGGUAGAUAUAGCCUACAUCUGUAUCAGCUGACGAUUGCCUACAGCUGACACCAUUUCCAAACUAGAUUUAUUCCCGUUAAUAAUUUAUUUUUAUUUUUUUGUUAAUAAUUAAAGAAAGCAGUAUUGGACAGUUUCCCAAAUUGUGAUUUUCUUUAGCGGCCCGCAAGAUUUGCCGAUAUCUAUAACCAAAUCGCCAGUGCAAAUGUUGGCACAAGGCAAUUCUACAGUGUUCCCUGACAAUCUGUGAAUGGCCCACAAGCCAUUAUCAAGGCAGCCUCUGGAACUAAUGAAAGGAUAAACUUGUGCUCCCCUCCGUUCCGUUCCAAACACAUACAGACAAGGGAUUAAUGCCUCGUUUCCACUGAGCGGUAUGGUUCGGGUUGGUACAGUUCGGAAGGGUUAGAAUGGUCCAGCCUAUUUAGGUGAGCGUUUCCUCUGCAUGUCGGACCGCCAGGAGGCAUGCGAGGUUUAGACCAAAUGCCUAGCGUGCCAUUUGUCGUGAGCAUUGACAUAUUCCUGUCCGCCAAUCAAUGGAUUGUAUAGUGUGACGCCAGUAGCUCUGUCCUAACUGUACUUACAUUUCCUAUGGACCUACAUCUGAAGGGUGCCCAGGAAUGGUGCGGUUUGGUUUGGUUGUAUAGGCAACUUUCAUAAUGAAAAUACUCAAAAUAGCGUACCAGACCGUACUGACGCGAACCGGACUGUUCAGUGGAAACGGGGCAUAAGUGUCCAUUGUCUGUUUUUAUAAGACAUUAUAUUUACUGUAAAAAAAAUUAUAAUUAAUGAACACUAAACUGUACAAAAAUGUAUUUCAAAUGUUGGGUAUUUUUACCUUGAGAUUCAAUAAUUUGGUAUCGGCCUUGUCUUUCCAAACAUGAGACACUUUUAGACAUUUUCCUCUUGCCAAAACGAUGAUUAUACAUUUUCUGUAGUAAUCCAAUAUUCUAAUGUAAAUUAACCCAACAGGUAGUUUUUUUCAAAGUGGAAUUGUCAAUUGCCAAAGCUACAAAUUCAGCGUUGACAUAAUCCUGACAUUUGAAAAACAUUCCUUCCAACAUUCUAAAUUAAAUUUUAGGGGGUGUGAGUGGAGUGUGUGACCAGGGGUGGGCUGUUCUGAGAAAUUUUAGGUGACCUACUAAUAACAAUUUAUAAACUAAAAUGUAAUUUAGAAGAACAAUGUAUGUUUUUUACACAGACUGAGUUCUAAACACAUUUAUUGUAGUUUAAAGACACAUCACUGGGAGUAUUAUUGCUGUGGAGCUCUGUUAUACACUCAGACACAUUACUGGGAGUAUUAUUGCUGUGGAGCUCUGUUAUACACUCAGACACAUUACUGGGAGUAUUAUUGCUGUGGAGCUCUGUUAUACACUCAGACACAUUACUGGGAGUAUUAUUACUGUGGAGCUCUGUUAUACACUCAGACACAUUACUGGGAGUAUUAUUGCUGUGGAGCUCUGUUAUACACUCAGACACAUUACUGGGAGUAUUAUUGCUGUGGAGCUCUGUUAUACACUCAGACACAUUACUGGGAGUAUUAUUGCAGUGGAGCUCUGUGAUGCACUCAGACACAUCACUGGGAGUAUUAUUGCUGUGGAGCGCUGUUAUACACUCAGACACAUUACUGGGAGUAUUAUUGCUGUGGAGCUCUGUUAUACACUCAGACACAUUACUGGGAGUAUUAUUGCUGUGGAGCUCUGUUAUACACUCAGACACAUUACUGGGAGUAUUAUUGCUGUGGAGCUCUGUUAUACACUCAGACACAUUACUGGGAGUAUUAUUGCUGUGGAGCUCUGUUAUACACUCAGACACAUUACUGGGAGUAUUAUUGCUGUGGAGCUCUGUUAUACACUCAGACACAUUACUGGGAGUAUUAUUGCUGUGGAGCUCUGUUAUACACUCAGACACAUUACUGGGAGUAUUAUUGCUGUGGAGCUCUGUGAUACACUCAGACACAUUACUGGGAGUAUUAUUGCUGUGAAGCUCUGUUAUACACUCAGACACAUUACUGGGAGUAUUAUUGCUGUGGGGCUCUGUUAUACACUCAGACACACCAACAAUAUGGAGCUCCUAGAAAGGGGACAUUAGUGCAGAAAAGGGGGACAGAUGGAUUUGGGUCCAAAAUAGGGACUUUUCUCCUAUAUAGGAACACUUGGAGUAAUGGAAAGAUAUGUUUAUUUGAGGUCUGAAAAAUAAAAUAUAGAAACCACUGUGUAAAAUCCAGUCUCUAUAACAAAUAAAUAUUGCUGGGAAGGAUCAGUGGUAUACUGUAGUAGCAGAUAUAUAUAUUUUUAUGGUUGCAUUUGUUACACAUUUUUAUAGUUACAUUUGACAUGUUUAGUAAACCGAAGGAUUAUGACAUUGCCCUCCGAUGUUGUCACACUAAUAGAAGUAAGAGCCCUUUUGUUGUUUUGUUUAUUUUUUUAGAUACCCCUAAACAGUAAUAUAAAGAUUAUAAUUUUGCCCAUGUUUACGUGCUAGCCUAACAUCCGUUUUUUUAAAAAUAAGUGUUACAUUCAUUAUUUUAAUUUUUUUUAAAGGAAAUAGAAACUUGGUACGGAAGUUGUACAAUUUAGUUUGCUAAAAUAAAUAAACUGAGUACGGUUGCAAUAUGUUAGAGAUUGACUUUGUCAAGUUUUUUUUUUCUAUUUUCUAUAUAUAUAUAUAUAUUUUUUUUAAUUUUUUUUUUUACCAUUGACGAUUUAUGAACAAAGUAAAUUCAUAGCAGCUGUAUUUUUCCAGUCCCUAUUCCAAUUUGUACUUGUGGCAGUACCUUUUUCUCAUUUUUAUUUUAGUGCCCUACACCGAACUCAUAGAUAAAGAUGUCAUUGUGUAGCAAACACACAUCAGAAUGCGAGUGGGGCAGUAAAAUGGUUUAUCUCCGAAAUCUUGCUAAAUUACAGUGUUGCAGGAAUUUAGUUAUUUCUUGUUUUACGCCAGAAAUGAUUUCAGCGUAAAUAUUGUCUUGAUUCUCUGUGUAUGUGUCUGUCUGAAAAAGAAUCAGAGCAGCAUUCUUUAUAUCACACUACAUGAAUCUUGUGCAUUUGCCGUGAUCUGUGUUUCAAUUCUCGCAGAGUAGCAUUUUUUGGCAAAGAAUGGGCUUACUUUCCACAUUUCAGUCAGUUUGGUAAAAGGCCACAUGGAAUAAACUCAGGAAAAAUACACUAAGCUCAAUUCUUGACAUUACAAUACGUGACCUUAUAGUCAAUUUAAUAUAUGGCUAAAUCGUAAUAUUUUUUUAAUGGAUUUGGAAGCUUAGAAAUCAUUUUCCAAUAGUAAAAGAAUUUAAAAUUAUUUAAUAUAGAAAUAGGUUAAAAAGUUACCUCUUCUUGUACAUCAUAGAGUUCUUUGUAUUUCUAUGAAAAUUGCGAUAUAAGCCUGGCUUUAUGCCUUUUGUACCUAACUAGGUGCCCAGGCCUGGUUUUUCUUUUGUCCUGUUUUACUUUUCCCGAUAUAAAUUGUAAUUUGUCGUGAUUUAAGAUAACACAGAAAAAGUUUGUUUCCUUAUCAGAUAGUGAUCUUCAGGGCAUCUGUAUGUAUGUGUGUGGGUGUGUGUGUGCGUGUGUGUGUGCGUAUAUUUGUAAUAAACCUUUUAUUAUAAAGCAUUUAUAAUUCUGUACUUAUUGCAUCACCCCACUACUCUAACGUAUCCUGGAUGUUUGUCUACUGCCUUUAUUGUACUCUCUUGUAAUAGAACAUGCCGAACGUAAUGUGCUUCUUAACCUUUUCUUUCGAUCCCCUACGCCAGUUUCAUGUGAAAUUGAGCCACUCUCACUAUAGCAGCAUGAGAGAACCUGCUAUACUUGUCAGACUCUCAUUACCUGUCAGGCAUUGUUGGACACUGGGUAGUUUAACACUGCAUUUUUUUUUUUUUUUUAGAUACACAUCCACUUUACACCAUUCAGACGACAACUGCAUUCUAACGUUAACUUUUUAAUAUGGAAGCAAAUAAAUAAAUUGCAAGUUUAAAGUCAGUUAAUUGUCUGGUAAGGGAGAACAUCACCUAUACAUAACACUGCUCCUACCUAAUCUUACUAAUAUGCAAGUAUGUUCCAUCGAAGUCCCUACGCUCUGCUGAAGACCUGCGUCUCUACGUUGUUCGUACUCCCGCCUCUGAUGCUCACCUCCAAGACUUCUCUAUGGCUGUGCCAUUCCUAUGGAACUCCCGUACAUGAACUACGUCCUCUUCUAACCUUACCUCUUGUGUCACUUUUUUCCUCUUCCUUUAGAAUGUAAGCGUGUUUGAGCAGGGUCUUCAGCAUCCUCUAUUCCUGUGCGUCAAAAUGGUCUUGUUGCAAGUACUUGUCUGUUGGUCCAUCUAUUGUACAGGAUUUCUAAAUUUAGACCAUACAAGACAAUUAAAGAAAAACCAGAUUAAGGUUGAAAAGGCAAACAUACCAAAUGUUCUAAAUUGAGCAAGAUGGCCCCCAAUUUGGACCCCUGUCUAGCUGACCUGAUUAAUGCUCAAAUACAUUUUAGUUUGAGACCAGUUCUUCUCAUGUUUGUGUGCCUCCACAAAGUUCUGCCCAUGAGAAUUGAUGAUGAGGAGCAUCUUGACUUGGGUCCAUUCUUGCUACAGCACAUCACUGUUGUUAUGCAUUCUCACUUGCACAUCUUCCUCCAUCUCCACCUCUCACCCAUCUUAAAUAAAUACCUCCAAAUCUUAUGGGAAGAAACCUGACUGUUAUUGGGAUCUAAAAUAAAUUGCUUAUAUUAGUGUUAAAUUGUGUUUACUUAUAAGCUUACAUUGGUAGCUAUGGCAUGAUAUUGGUACUAAACAUUUGUCCAACAUGGGUGAAAUGUUGUAUUCCUUGAUAAGUGCACUUGUAUGGUCACUCUUAAUAAUAUGAAUGAAGAAGUAUCUGUCUUCUGCCCAAAUACAACAUUCUCAGCCUCCAAAUAGAUACAGGCCUCACAAACCACUCCAAUUUUGGCUGGGCAGUCCAGAUUUUCUGGUCCUGUACCAUCAUCCUGACUUAGUUCCUCUGUGUUUUGCUUUUGGGCACAUCAAGGAACUGUCCCCGACAAGCAUUGCAUGAGCGCAUUAUUAGACGCGUUCAUGCUAUUCUUAGGGCACUCAGUAGACUGGCCUUACAUGAUUGGCAGGCAGCCUUGUGUGCAUUCACGCUAGACUGAGCUGCCAGUAAAUAAGGUGGAUCUGCCUACUUUAGGUGGAGCCAGUGAUGUGAUCGCAUGACUGGCAUUUCCCCUUUUAACCUCCUCCCACCAGUGUCCCACUUCUCAGGAUGUAGAUAGAUAAUUUUGGGGGGCAAAAGACCAUAUACACAGACCUAAACAGAAGCUAGAGAGGGUCCUGCUUUGAAUAAAACAUACUUAUCUAGAUAGCCUGUGAGCUUACACUCUAAAGGGAUAGAUAGAUAGAUAGAAUGUGAACGUCAGAAUUGAAUGCUGUAAAUAUCAGCAUGUUGUAACGUUUUUUAGCAUAGCACACAUGCAAACAUGUUUUAACCUUGCUAAAUAAAAUAUCACCCAGCUUUAGAGUCAUGUCAGGUAGAUUUGUAGAGUAAAUUCCAAAGGAAUGACCUAAACUCAAAGGGAUUUGCUCUGAUGGAGAUGGUGUUCGUUGCUUCCAAAUCCUUUGGGAGGAACAUUUGUUGAUCACAGCCAGAUAUUCCACAUGCAGGUUUCCUGGAAGCUUCCAGUAAAAUAAUUCCAUUUUCCUUUGAAAGUCAGGUGCCUUCCAUGUGGUGUGUACCAAGGCAUCGUGGAGCUCAUUAAAUCGCAGAUGGGGAAUGGUCUCCUUAGCGUGAGGAAUCUGCUGCAGCACAAAAUGAAUCACCCAUUCAUACAAAAAUAAUUAUUUAUAUUCCCCCAGCCUGUCUACAUAACUUGGCCAGAGCGAGGCCUUGAAGUCUAAUUUGGAGUAAGAUGCCUGCUUGUGUUUGCUGUGUGACCUGGAGCUUUGGCAGCUUAUUAUGCAGCAAUGGACAUGGGGAAAAUAAAGUCAUGUUCUGGUAAUUUCUUCAUUAAAGGGUUACACCAAGCACCUAGACCGUUUCAGUGAUUUGAAGUGGUCAUGGUGCAUGGAGUGUGUAUGUGCAUUAUUUGGCAUUGAAACACUGCACAUACGUUGUUUAACCCCUGUGCUUCCAGAGUUGUAACUCCACCUCCUCCGCGUCCUUGGAACCUCAUUAGCUUUAGAACACAAGUUCCAGGCUGGCCAAUGUCAAUUCUGCAUGUUCCUAUGCAUAGAAUUAUAUGCAUUGGCUCUCAGCCAAUGAUCAACUUCAGAUCAACUUCCUGCUUUUGCAGAUCUAUCCCCAGUAAGACAGUCAGCCCCUGGCAGAGACCCAGGUAAGAGGGCAAACCAUUGCAAAAAGGUUUGCUCCAUUACUGGAAAAUGGGGCGAUGGUACUCCUAGCUUCAUAGCCACUACAGCGGACCUAAGUAGUUAUGCUUUUUGGGGUAAGCCUUUAAGAAUCUCUGUACAUUGUACAAGCCCACAAGAGCCCAAUUAUAGAGAUCUAUAUUGUAGAGAGAGAUGCGUACUUUAUUGGGUACUGGGUCCAAUGACAGUGAGGUGUAUGUAUACGUAUAUGAGUAACAGUAGGGAGCAGUUUUAUAACUUAAAUACAAUACGAGACCUUAAAUAAGAUUUAUGAUGAGCUCUCUGGGGACCUAUGACAAAGUGAGGCCACUUACCUGCCAUCCUGUGCUUUUUUACAGUGGUUGUAAACCAUUUCAAGGCUAAUACGCUUGCACCACACUGUGCGUCUGCAGUAAUUUUUCAGUUUGUCAAACCUUUCCAUAUAUUUGAGAACCAGUGGCAGUAAAAUUACUCUGAGCUACGAUUCUGGGCUACUAGAUUCUGCCUAUAAAUUUACCAGCCUCUUGGAAAAAAAUCAUAUAACAUUUCUGCUGUACGGAAUUGAAACAAGCGCCCCGUUUAACUGCCAAAUUACCCAUUAAAUUCAAGAGAACCCAGCAGAAAUAGGUUUAUAUUGGCAUCCAACUGUAGACAGAUAUUUCAAUUGCAUAGCUGGAUGGUUAAAUCUGCUGUACAUAGGAUUAGCAUAAAAUUAAAAAAUUCUAGUUGUACAUGUUGGAAAAAAUAAAUAGCUGUGGAAAUUUAACUAUAGUCCUUUAAAAAAAAAAAAAUCUACAAUUUAAUUGUCUCUACACAAUAUCAAUGGAUUAUUGUAUCCUCGUUGUUAACUCCUCAAGUCAGCCCUAGUACACCUGUACUCAGGGGCUUUCAAAAAUCCUUACCAAGAGCAAAUCUGUGGGCAUUACUUUCAGGGAAAGGACACUCUAAGCACCAAAACAAAUUUACUUUAACAAAGUGGUGUUGGUGUGUAGGUCAUGCCUCUGCUAUCCCACUGCUCAAUUAUCUGCCAUUUAGAAGUUAAACCACUUUGUUUAUGUAGCCCUAGUCACGUCUCCUAGCUAAAACUCAGACAUACCUACAUGAAAAAAGGGUCUACAUUUUUAGCUUCCCUUACUGCACAGUGUGUUUAAUUAAGAUUGCAUCUCCUGCUCUGUAAACUGUCUGCUAAAGCGAACAGCAGCCUCUUGUGUAUGAUUAAAGUUUUAUAACAUACAAGGAGAUAAUGACUUCUAAAUGAAACACACUGUGCUGUAAGAUCUACAUAAAAACUGUUUUUUUUUCCAUGCAGUUUGUUUGAGUCACAGCCAGGACAGGUGUGGCCAGGAUUGUAGAGGCAUAAUAUAUACACCAAAACUGCUUCAUUAAGCUAAUGUUAGUUUGGUGCUUAGAGUGUCCCUUAAAGGGUUACUCCAACCAUCGUUACCUAACUUUUUUUUUUUUUUAACACAAAUUCGCCUUAUUAAACAUUAUUCUUAAACCCCCCAAAUGCUAAAAAAAGUAAUAAAAAAAGGUAUAAGUCACCUAAAAAUCUAGCGCUGUUCCGCACAUUACCUAACGUCUGAUGUCUUGGCAGCCAUCACGAUGUCAAUCAAAGGCUAUUAGAAUGUUUAACCAGCUCAGAGCACAUGUACUUGCUCUGAGCUGGCGAGGGGAGGGAAGAGGUUAGGGAGGGAUCAUAAAACAAUCAAUGGAGAGUAUAGGGAGGACUGCAGUAAAGGUGGGAGGGGAGAUACAAGCUUCAGAGAAUAUCUGUCAGCAGAGUGCAGUACACGCUGAUGACAGUCGUAAAUUUUGCACAGAAUUGACAGUGGCAGUGCGGAAUAGCGUUGCCAUGGGUGCAACCAGCCUCGGGACAAAAGUGCAAAUAUCUAUUGAUUUGCAGUGUUUUAAGUAGAAAUGCUGCACAUUCAGACUCCUACCACCAUCACCACUUCUAAAAGAAGAAGUGGUCAUAGACGUUGGAGUAACCCUUUAACAAAACCAUUGUAAUGCCUUUCUAUGGCAGGCUAAUAUAUACAACGCUAAAACCAUAAAUAUGGUACAUGUAGCAGACCAGACUUGGCGCUGAUGAUGCGUGCAGAUCAUCCAACAAAUUAAUUUCCCACUUCCUGUGUUUUUAUUAGUACAUUUAUCCCCAUCGACAGCUGUGGUAACCAAGCCUUGCUUUGGGUUUCCUGUAUAUUUCAAAUCCAAUAUAAAUUUCUUACUAAACUCAUGAACUUAUACCUCAGUCAGAUAGUUCUCAAAUUAAAAACUAAAUAUGAUCCGUAGACAAAACACUCAACAUCCGUUCAGGUGUAAAGUGGAUUUAAAAAUAUAUAUAUUAUAAUCGUGCUGGCUUAUUUUUUUUUCCCUUUAAUUUAAUGCCAGGAAAGUUUGCACUUUAGGAUAAAUUGUGUGUUUUUCACUAGAACCUUAUCUCACAGUUAGUUGUAUCUGCGAUUUGUUGAAAGAUGAAACAAAAUUGUCAAGUAAAUUUUUUUUUUGUUUUGGUGCCUCGAAAUCCUUGGCAUGGUUUUACCUUAAGGGAUUAACCCCUUAAGGACACAUGACAUGUGUGACAUGUCACGAUUCCCUUUUUCCCCCACAAGUUUGGUCCUUAAGGGGUUAAAAAAGCGUUUAAGAACGAUUUAACUUAAAAGUUAGGUAGACGGUGGACAUCAGCUUGACUCUUUUUUUCGUCGAUGUCCGAGGCUUCAAUGAGGAAGCCUUGGACUGGAUGCGAGUGAUGCACUGAUGUUCUAAGCCUAUCACUAGCUCCCAAUUCAGGAAACGGUAAUAUAAACUACUUUGAAUUAAAAUCAUUAUUAGUAUUUAUAUAGCACCAACUUACUCUGCAACGCUUUACAAUUGUAGAAAGGGGAUAUAUUUAGAGGAUAAAAGGCUUUGCUUAAAUGAGCAUACAGUCUGAGAACUUGAGGUAGGUAUAUAUCGAUAGAUGUCUGGCCCAAGGGCACGUAUUAGCAAGCUAAGCUGAUAUAUAAUAUGCUGUAUGUACAGGUGUAAAAUAUUGUUGUGUUUUACAUCGCAGAUUUAAAAGGACAGGGACUUUACCCUCAGACCACUUCAUUGAGAUGAAGUGCCUGGCUAACUUUAGUGUCCUUUUAAAGAGACACUCAAGGCACCAAAACCAUUUUAUUGGUGGAGAUUGUGUCGAACACCACUAAAACCACUCAAAGCCUAUCUCACUCCCCUGGCCAUCUGUUCCUCCUCCCCUCCAUAGGAGUCCAGCAGGCACCUAUCUCUGGCUAUUUGCAAACUAUUACCCGCACUGGAGCGUACCGAACGAGUCAGCAGGACUUCUCUGAGUUCAUCCUGGAACUCUGGCUCGGCCACACAUAUCACCUUGUCCCGGCUAACUUGAUGCUUGGUUUUCACUCCUUUCUCAAUACCCCUGGAGAGUACUCUUUGGAGGGGAGCUACCUAUGAACAAGGGGAAACCCCCUUAUACAACUGCCCAGAGGUAUUUGGACCGACUGGGCGCUACACCGAGAGCUAUCUGGGAAUAUAAAUCUUGUGGGGGUUUAUAACCAUUUUCAGAGUGUUUCGGGUGUUUUUAUGUAUUUGGCUGUCUGUUUCUGUGAGAUAAUUAACCUAUUGAGCUUUGACUCAAUUAUCUCCCUGACACAGAGAUGCCUGGGCGGGAUCACCAAGUAAGAGAAUGGAGAUCCCAUACUGGGGGUCUGGGCAUAAAAGGCUGCAUUCUGAGCAAUACAAAGAGAUUAAUCCCAGAACUAUGUCUCAUCUGGUUACUGGGGGAAACAGAGUUAUAUUCACACGGUUCCAGUCUGGCUGAGAGGAGAGCUUAGAGGAGCUAACCAGUCGGGUUACUGGUGGUCCACUACAGAGAGAAGCAAUUUUCGCGCAUGUGCCAAUGAACAGCAUCUUACUGAGCAAGCUAUCACAACUGAUGACUUCACCAGAGGCAGAUUGUCUUUUGCAAGGAGCCGGUCACUUUUUUUUUUGUUUGUAUGAUGAAAGGUAUCUUCUAAAUUUGCUUUUUUUUUUUCUUUCUAAAAUGAUUCGUCCCCACACUGUUGUUGUGUGGUUUAUCCCUUCCUGGUUGCUUUUAUUUUGGCUAGAUCUACUGUGUAAUUUGACUGACAGCUGAGGUCAGCCAACAGCCACAUUCUUGGGGGGGGUUCCAGCAAAUCAGAAGCUGCGGAGAAAGAUGUAACAAGGGAGUUGCAAAUUUUAGACCGGAUUAGCUAAAAUAGAAAUAAAAGCGUAAUUUGUCAUAAUAUAAAAUGCAGCAAAUUGGGUUCUUCGUUAUUCUGGUUUUACUAAAUGAUUCUCUGGAAAAGGAAGGGGAGUUUCUCUUUACAUAAUCCUGUAUCCUAAUUUUUGCAAAUUUGAAUAUUGAUUUGGCAGUUCUAAGCUACCAUUAAUAUGCCAUAUAAAUUUAUCACAAAGCUCUACUCUAGAAUCCAUGAAAUCCCCGUGUGUUCUAAACUCAGCAUGUCUGUGAAAGACAAAUUAUUGUGUUGUGGUAUACCGUGCAGAAAGCAGCGAAACAGUGUAUGAAUACUUGUUUUGGGGGUAUGAAUUAAUAACUGUGCUAAAAGUCAAAUUAAUCUUUGUGAAUAACAAUAAUAGGAGCUUAGACCGACUGGGGAGAUAGCUUUCUCAAGGAUGGAAUUGGAGUUAUCAUUAACCUCAGCCAAAUGCAAGUGUAAAAGGACUUACCAAAAAUACAUCAUUGACCUUUAUUUUGAUGUUACAGUCUUCCUCAAGAACCAGUAAUGGGCUAGGUUUUAUCAAUAAUGGAAAUUAAUAGGGUAAUCCUUAAGUCUUGGACUAUUGCUGGUCUUUGAAGAUGUGUUUAAAAUAAUAUCCUUUGCUUCUUCAAUUCCUAUCUCAACUGGGUCCAUUAAUGGAUCCACUCAACUGGGUCCACUAAUAUCCUGCAAAUGUUCAUCUCCUUAAAGAUUUUCUCCAAGCACUUUGGCUACUUCAGUGAUUUGAAGUAGUUGUGGUGCCAAGAGUCUGUAUGUGUAGUGUUUUGCGUUGAAGAUUAACCCUCCGUUACUGGAGGUGUAGCUCCAACCCCAGCAGCAUCAUAUGGGUGUCUUUAGUCAGCCCAACACAGAAUGACAAUCAUUGGCUGAAAGCGGUCAGUUGAGGUUCUCAGCCAACGAAUGUCAACUACCAUGGAUUCUGGCUUCUACAGCUCUGCAGAAUCCAGAAGCGCAUGACUGGAUCACCAGAGAGCCCAACGGGGACCCAGGUAAGGGGACAAACUAUUGGUAAAUGGUUUGCCCCAUUACAAUGAAACUGGGCAAGGGUACUUCUGGUAUCAUAACCACUACAGAGGCUUUAGUGGUUAGGAUGCUUGGAGUAACCCUUUAAGUUUCUUCAGUAACUCCUAUAUUACGUACAGAAUGUUUGGUACUUUAAUGGAGCUUUUAAAAUACAUAUUACGCAAAAACAAUAGUUUAUGAGAACACUAAGAAUGGACCACAGCUUAGGUAGCUUGACCUUCUGUGUAUACCUUCAGGUAUAUUAUAGAGAUUUGUCGAAGUGAAGAAUGUUGCUUCUAUCAAUUAAACUUAUACAUAUCUCCUUUUCCUAUUUCACAGAUGUAGUUCCAUUUCUGAUCUUCAAUUCAGAGUUGUCAGCAUGCCUGGUGGCGAAAGAGUCUUCCGUUCACAUGAUUGGGCCAUGUAAUGUAAAUUCCCCUGAUCAGCAAUGGCUAUGGGUCUCCCGUCGUCGACUUUUCAACGUGGGCACACUGAAGUGUUUGUUGACUCCGUACCCCAGCAAUAGCACUGAGUCUGCUCUCUCCGUCUUCCAGUGUGACCAUGAGAACUUCUAUUCUAUUCGACGCUGUGAAUCACAGCUGGAACAGCUCACCAAUAGUAUUAGGCUACAGAUAAACAAUGGCACAAGCUCGCUGCAGCCUCCGGCAAAGGUUGGCAGCCAAUGGUCGGUUUAUGGAACCAACAGGAGCAUCUGCACUGAAGCCUUUUAUGGUAGGAAGUUGCUGUGGAGUGGUGGUCUACACCUCAAAUUAACCCAUUUAUGUUUAUUUAUUUAUUUAUUUUAUUCAGCUACCACACAGAUACACAUUCCUAAAGAAAAAAAUGUUUCUUUGGCAUACCACCCCAUUUCUUCUCAAUUAUUUCUACUUGUCUACUAACACUAGUCAAAUUAAGUGCCCUCUAUAUGGAAGUUCAAUGUGACACUGCUGGCCCUCUUUCUGAAAAAAAUUGAACAAGUUAUGUAAUGCUAUGUUGUACACAUGUGCAUUCUCGCAUUGUUUUGAAUUGUGAUUCCAUGUGUUAACUUCUCUGUGGACAGAGGACCAUGUCCGCUCCUUUCCACAAAUUUAUAUUGUUAUCAUUUACUGUUUCAUCGUUGAAUUUCAUUACAUGUCUUUUUGGACAUACUUUCAUUUGUCUUGUUACUUACUUCUCGUUCAACAGAUAUUUACACCAUCCAAGGCAACUCGAAUGGCCGUCCUUGUGCAAUCCCAUUUAAAUACGACAACCAGUGGUUCUACAGCUGCACGAGCACUGGUAGAGAAGAUGGACAUCUCUGGUGUGCCACCACAGUGGACUACGGCAAAGAUGAAAAGUGGGGCUUUUGCCCAGUAAAAAGUAAGGGAGAUAAUAUUUCUGUUUAAGUGACUGGAUUUUGGUAACAGUAGCAUUCAUAUGAGCCCCGGUGUAAUGUAAAAAGAACUGUACCGUAAUUGGUUUUUUUUUCAUUUUUUCUUUAGAAAAAUAAUAGCUUUCAUUUUAGCUGUUUUCCGAAAAUACAUAUUAAAACGCACUGUAAGAAUACAGAUGUUUUAAACAGCACAAUUGAGAUGUGUGUGGGAGAUGUCACAGAGUAAAACAAACAGUAGUAUAAAUAGUGAGAAUCAUCUGAGUAAACAGAGCUAGGAGAAUAUGAGCCAGUGUCUGGGGGUUGGGACUACAUCAAAGAAAUUAACAUUUUAGUUUUUUUUUUUUUCAGUUUUCUUUUUGAAAACAACUUCAAAAUGUUUUCUUAAGGAAACUGGAAGCUUAAUUUUUAUUUAAAGUGAUUUCUUUAAACAUUUAAUCGAUUUGCCAUUAUUUUAAAAUUCAGGGUUUUUUUUUUUUUGGUUUUUUUGGUUUGUUUUUUUUACAUUUUCUUUUUUUUUUUUUAAAUUCUUUUAUUUUUGGCGUGUCGUUGCAAUACAUUCUGGUGGGAAUAGCUGUAUAGCAUAGUACAUACAUGGCACAAUCGAGUAUAAGAAUACAUUGUGUAGUGCGGUUCGUACCUUAUUGUCUACAUUGUCACAAGCUGAAAUGUACUGUUAUGGAUGACACUUUUUGACAUUGUCGCAUUAUCACAUUAAACCAUUAACCAGUUAACUGCGCGGAGUUUUUUACAUUUUCUUUGAUGUUGGCAUCAGUAACAUUGGCAAUUAUAGAACUUAGCCUCCCAUUGCCAAGUGCGAGGAAUGGACCACAUACACAAGGAUGAUUUUUCUAGCAAAUCUGAUUGAUGAGAAGGUCAGACCCGAUAGCCCCUUGGUUUUGGUAGGCUGUAGCGUGUCAUAUGACACUGCUCCGUGCUGCUUGUUUUGAUAAUCAAAGCUUUAUUAUUUUGUUUUAGAUGAUGACUGUGAGGCAUUCUGGGACAAAGAUCCGCUAACCCUCAGCUGUUACCAGUUCAAUUUCCAGUCCGCUCUAUCAUGGAGUGAAGCUUGGACCAGCUGCCGGCAACAGGAUGCGCACCUUCUCAGCGUCAAUGAGAUCUACGAGCAGACCUAUAUAAACGGUGAUUGGGUGGAAGGCUCUGUGGCUUUCAAUUAGUUUGUGAUCAUAAAUACUAUCCUGCAGAUGCCUUGAGCUAAUAUUGUUGCAUAAGCUUUUCAAAUUAUUUAAUAUUUAUGGUUAAAAAUCAUUUUUUUUUUAAAUAUUAAAAUCUCAAAAAAUAUAUCAUAAGGGGGUGGAGUGAGCACUGGAGCAGACAAGACAUACCACAAGUGAGCUCCGGCUUACUUCCUUCGAAAAGUCUAUUCUCAUUGAAGUACCAGCCACUUUAUCUAUAAAAUUCAAAUUAUCAUGGAAAGGCAUUCUAAGAAGCUGUAGCCCCAAGCAGCUGCGGGUUCCCAUGAUAUUGAGGACUAUCUGGCCCAAUCAAGCUAAGUAGAGUACAUUUUACAGGACUUUUGGCAUGUCUGGAUGGAGAGUGUGUUAUUAUGAGUCAGUAGUAUCUGUUUCCAAAGUCAAAAAUAUGGAGAAGUUCAAACCUCAACAGAUAUUAACCCAUGGUCCAGGAUGCAAAUAGAAUAAAACGAAUCUUGCUAACGCUUAGAUAAUUUAGAGGAAGUAGCUGCUGUGUUGAGCUGAAACUAAUUUGAAUUCGUCUUGACUUACAGUAACAUUAUAGUCACCCAGACCACUUGAUCUAAUUGAAGUGGUCUUAGUGCAGUGUUCCGGUCCUCUUAACCCUGCAAUGUGAAAAGUCCACCUCUAGUGGCUGUCUUGUGACAUAGAAGCUCUAUAGGAAGGCAUUGAUUAAUUGAAUACGAGCACAUUGGAUUGACCCCUCCGUGACAUCGCAGGUGAGGAGUACUAAGCAGCUGGGGGGAGGGGGCACCUUAUAUUACCCUAGACCAGUGGUAGUCAACCUAUUUCUACCUACCGCCUACUAAUGCAUCUUUUUGGUUGAGUGCGGAAUAUUUUUUAGAAAGGAGGGUGUUUUUAAAAAAAGAAAUGUACCUACAUUUAUCUUUUUAUUUCUACUUAAUGCAUGUUUAUAAUGUUUUUAACUUAAUAAAGUUUAAUGAGAAAACAAUAAAGUAAAUUGAAAUUACCUUUACUAGCGAUUAAAGAGAUCCUUGAGGUUGAUGCUGCAAGACUAAAUAUUUGAUAUCUGGUUCGAUUUUCGGAAGGAACAAACAAAGGUUUCUUUUGGUGAUAUUCAGACGACUUCACUAUUUGCGCAAUAAUAUGAUUUCUCAUCUGUGCAUCAGCUCCCCUCCUCUCCCUCCUCAAUUCCCCUCCCCACCUUUUUUAAAAAAUGUUUAAACUUUCCUUACAGCAAUGCCCAGUAGAAAGGCUGAGCUAGGUAUCCCACUUACUAUUACUUACUAUAGCCCACUAUAACAGACAGGCACACAUACAUACAUACAUACAGACAGACAGACACACACACAUACAUACAGACAGACAGGCACACACAUACGUACAGACACACAGACAGGCACACAUACAGACAUACACACACACACACAAAAGACACAUACAUGCAAACAGACACAUACAGACACAAACAGACAUGCAUACAGACACACACAGACAUGCAUACAGACACACAUAAGACAUACAUACAAAGGCACAUACACACAGACAGACACAAGACACACAUACAUAAGACACACAUACAUACAAAGACACAUACACACAAAGACACAUACAAAGACACACACAUACAUACAUACAAAGACACAUGCAUAAGACACACAUACACACACACACACAUACAGACACACACAUACAGACAGACACAUACAUACAGACAGACACACACACACACACAGACACACACAUGCAGACAGACACACACACACACACACAAGACAUACAUACAAAGACACAUACACAAACACACACAAAAUAUUUUAGUCACCCUCCUGUUUCCUACCUUUAAGGUGCAGGAGGGUGACUUUCCCUGGGGUCCAGUGGUGGCUCAGGUGGAUGGGAGUCAGAGUUCCCACUCUAACUCCCUGGUCUUCCUCCCGUGCGGCUCUCAGUGUUAGCUGGGAGGAGUGACUUGCAGUCACUUCCUCCCAGCUCGAGGAUGUAAUCACAGGGGGCCCGGUCGCGCUGUUAAAGCGCCCAGCGCUGACCGGGCCCCCUUACAAUACACAUCCAUCGGGUGGCCCUGACAGCAUGGGCCACCCGCUGGAACCCUCCAUAUGCAGCCCCGGCGGUUUGCCGCGCGGGCCGGGGCUGCAAAUGGUGAUGGCGGUACCCGGUCGCAGGGGUACCGCCGGCUUGCAUCCGCCCGCCCGGUCUCUCAAAAUUAGAAAAUCCCUACCGCCCACCUGGAAUCCUGAAACGCCCACUAGUGGGCGGUAGAGACCAGGUUGACGACCCAUGCCCUAGACAGACACACUAUAUCACUAUAGUGUUGGGAAUACAGAUUUGUAUUCCUAAAACUAUAAUACCCCUUUAAGAAUCAUGAGCUAAGACUAAAUUGUUUUUGCUGUAUCUACCCCUUGCUAGGAUUUAUGUUUAGAUGUCUACCUGCUGAUCAUGAGCCUUUGCUUUCUGUAUUGAGAUCAAUAAACUUUCGGUCGAUACCGCUGGUCUAGAUUUUGCAACUUUCCAGAGAAAUUUCCCAACUAGUGUUUGGGGUGCAUUACAUCUGUUAUUUGUCAAAUUGUUUUGGAAGGAGAUGACAAUACAAAUUUGGACACUUCCUGCACUCAGCACUCAGUCUGCCCAGCCCACGGAGGGCACCAUGCAGGGAGCUCUCUGCAGGAUCCUAGUGCAUCUCCCAAAUUUAAACGUAACCACAUAUGUCCCCAUUAUCAGGGGGCCGCCGUGACACACAAAUUAAAACACUAAGUCUGGAAUCCUGUGUUUUCAGCCCUGAGCAAUUGGUGUGACAAGAACAGUUCCCGCAGUAUCUUCAAACAUAGGACAACGAAACAGGACCUGAAAAAUCGGGACUGUCCCACCGAAAUCGGGACAGUUGAGAGGCCUGAAUUUCCCUUCUGCAUUAACUGUACACAUCUCUAUGCAUGGCAAUGAUAAGAUGUGAAUGCUGUGUCAGCAGAAAGUGUCUCCUUUCCCAAUAAUCACUACAAUAAGCUAGUUAUGGACUUCAGAGUGUCUCUUUGAAGGCACCUCUCACUAUACUGUGAAAUAUUAAAGGAGCACUAUAGGAUCAGCAACACAAACAUGUAUUCCUGACCCUAUAGGGUUAAAACCACCAUCUAGGCCCCCUGCCUCCCUAAAUAUAGCAAAAUCUUACUUGUAUUCAAGUCUGGAGCUGCUGGCUUUGUCCCUGUUUCCUUUUGACCUACCCACUGCCUGCUGACAUCAGCAGAAGUGGUGGUGUGAGCCAAUCACAAUGUUUCCCAUAGGGUUGGCUGAGACUGAUAAAGAGGCAGAUCAGGGGCAGAGCCAGCACAAUUCAAACACAGCCCUGGCCAAUCUGCAUCUCCUCAUAGAGAUGAAUUGAAUCAAUGAAUCACUAUGAGGAAAGUUCAGUGUCUGCAUGCAGUCAGAGGAGAUACUGAAUGUUUUGAUGCAUUUUAGGCAGCCAUGACCCAGGAAGGAUCUCUAACAGCUGAGGAGUGGCCAGUAAAGUUAUCACUAGGCUGUAAUGUAAACACUGCAUUUUCUCUGAAAAGACAGUGUUUACAGCAAAAAGCCUGAAGGUAAUGAUUCUACUCACCAGAACAAAUUCAAUACGCUGUAGUUGUUCUGGUGGCUAUAGUGUCCCUUUAAGUUUAACUGAUUAGACUUUCUCUUUUAUAUAAAUGGCAGUUUAUAUAAAGCUCUGUGGUUGAACCUAUUUGGAAUUCCUACUUAUUCAGCUUUUUUUCAUUCAACUUUAGAGAAAACCAAUGGUAUCAUUGAUAUUAAGUGGAUACUUCAUUUACAUGAUCUUAGAUCUCAAGAGGAAGUGGUGAGAUGUCUAGCAGAACAUGUACAUUUCACCAUCAACCCUUUACAAUGGUUUCUCAUGUAAGUGAAUGAGAAGUCAUACAAUAGACAUACAUGUACAAUAGACCUGCAGUUGGGCUCACUUAAAACAAUCUUGACGGACCUAAAAUGGAGCUGUCAGCUUCUAGCUGUUUCCUCAUUCAUUUAAGCUGGUUUGCUAAGAAUGCACAUGUGUAAUGUCAUACGUGCAUUAAUGUUCAGUUAUUUCUUCAAUACCAAGGGCCGGGAACGGGUAGAAAAACUCUGCAUAGUAAAAUAGAGGAUAACCUAGAAUUUCCUAAUCUCAACCAUUUCAAAGGUGUCAUACAUGUGUUAUAUUGCUGUAUGUCUAAUAUGUAUUUAAAAACAAAGCAAUAAUGUGUAUAUUGUACAUCUUAGUUACUGUAUAUUAUUUCAUUCAACCCCAUGAAUGAUUUCCAUUUAGGACCAUCUAAAGCCAGGGGCCUAUAUCAUUUGUUUUAUUGUUACUUUCAAUCUACCACAGGCCUUCUGACUGGGUACAGCUCUACUCUGUGGAUGGGACUCAAUGACUUGGACACCAACGGAGGAUGGCAGUGGUCAGACGGUUCACCAUUAAAAUUCUUGAACUGGGAGAUUGGUAAGACCCACGUAUUUACCGUAGUUUUUCUUUCCAUGUCUCUGCAUCUGUUGUUGGACCCAGCGUGGUCAGACAUGAUUCUUUUAGGCCAAACACAACAUUUCAUGUACAGCCUGUACAACCGAAAUGGAGGUAAUAUACGAGCACAUUGUGAUAGUGUGUAUAGCUGGCAAUUAGAUCCUAGACUGCAUGAUAUGGAACUGAAACAGUCAGUGAGAUUGCAUAUAUAUAUAUAUGUGUGUGUGUGUGUGUAACGACUAAGCAGCUAACUAAAUGUUGGUUCACCCCCUUGCUUGAGUUUGUAACCCUAACUAUGAAGAUGAGAGGGGUUUCAAUGUUAAUCUGUGGUAUCUAUUGGGUGGAAAGCAAGACAUACGUGCCUCUUCUCUGGCGCUGUUUCCACCCCAAUCCUUGUUAGUGAGAGAGGUUAAAGGGAUACAAUGUUAUUCCACAGCUUCUUAAAGAAAAGGAUGGCCAGAGAAUGCGCAGGAAUUGGCAUUCUGAUCCCCAGGUAACAACACUGCUUUCAGCCUUAAUCUGCUGCUGGACCUCUGAGAUGGUACAAUAUGGUAGUCAAUGGAUUUGUAAAUACGUUCACAUUUUGAAUAUAGCAGAUUGACCCGACUUUAUGUUUUUGUUUCUCAGUAUUUCUAUCCAUCCACUGACUCUCUUCCUCUCCCUCCUCCCUAUUUCAGAACAUCCAAGUAACUCCAAUGAAGAGAACUGUGCUGUGAUUCGGACCGAAUCCUCAGGGGCCUGGCAGAAUCGGGACUGUAGCAAUGCUUUACCCUACGUUUGUAAAAAGAUCUCCGUAUCAAACCGGGGCAUUCCAGCCAUAGGUGAGAUGAUAGAUGUUUAAAGCUGAGUGCAAGCUUUGAAUGGUGUCAAGUUAUAAUGACAUGGGGCCGGCCAAGAUUCGUAGCUGGGCGUAGAAGAUGGUUAGCUGAUUGCUAAUGAGUUACUCCUCCUUAGCUUUGAUUGUCUCUUCUGUCUCCUCCUUAGAGCCUGUGGAACCUGAUGUGGUGAUACAAUGUCCCACUGGCUGGCAGAGUUAUGGAACAAACUGUUAUAGACUUAAUAUUGAGAAGAAGAGUUGGCAAGACGCAAGGAAGGCAUGCGUCCGACUAGAUGGAAACCUAGCCAGCAUCCACACACUCCUGGAGCUAGAGUUUGUCACGAAACAAGUCAAACAAGGCAAGUCAACUAAUCACACAUGGUUCAUAUAUAAUCCACAAAGCUCAGUCAAUCGCAAAGGGUUCAUCAAACGUCCAGAUACCGUGUCUAGAGGAUGAACUGAACCUAUGUUAUUAUUACUUCUUUUUAUGGUGUAUCUGUGUGUUAUUUAUGUGAGUACUUUACGGACCCAUUUAGACCAUUUAAAAGAGAAACAUAAGUGCAGGUAAUUAAAAAACAUCUUAUUCUGACAAUAAUAUUCAGCAUCGGACCUUUGUGAAUAAUGUUUUCAAGAUUUGUCUUAUCUUUAAUAUUGUGUAUACAUGCAGGAGAUAUACAUUACAUUAGAAAGAGAAGUAGUUCCAGCAAGGCCUGCUUGUGAAGGUUGUCUAUAGGGGCAUCGGCAGCGGGGGGCCUAACUAACUUUUACUAGCCCCGAUCACCCUGUUUUGUGUUUAACCAGGGGCUCGAAGAAGAGGCUACAUGUACUCACUGCACGUUCCUCACUGUUUGUUUGGCCACCUAGAAAUGCCCAUAGUUGUCUGGUUAUUUUUCCUCUUUCAUUAGAAGUAGAGGAACUGUGGAUUGGGCUGAAUGAUCUCAAGCGUCAGAUGAACUUUGAAUGGACGGAUGGAAGUGCUGUCACCUUCACAUCUUGGCAUCCCUUUGAACCAAACAACUUCCGUGACAGCAUGGAGGACUGUGUGACCAUCUGGGGACCGGUCAGUGUCAAGGGCUAAAGAAUAGGGGGCAUAAGAUCAGACAUGACACAAUUGUUAUAUUUCCAACCUUACAUUUCCAUAAAGGCAUUUUUCCAAAGCAUUAUUUCCUAUUUGGUGUGCAAUGGAAUGCUGAGACCUAAGUGUGAAAAUUCCAGAAUCUAAUUGACUGUUGGCAGCACAGUCUCUUAUUUUUCCAUAUCAGUAACAGACUCUGAGCAUUUAAAUGCAAUUUCAAGAUGGCCGCCUCCACUCACUGUGUUACAUUUAUUAUUGCAAACUCACAAGUAAUAUGUGCUUGUAAUAAUUGUUUAAAAUGAAAAGUGGUAGGCCAUAGUGUCAUAUAUAUCAGAAUAAUAUGAAAUUUGUUGUUUUUUUUUGUUUCUUUUUUCAAUGUUUCUAUUAUUUAAAAAAUCUUUAAAAAAUAAAAGUGGCUAUCUCCGUUGUAAGGUAUUUAUACCGAAUAAAGUAGUGACAUUAACUCAAUCGAGUAUUUUGUUCUCGUCUAAGAAAUAAGAUUAUGUGUGAAUGUAUUUUCUAAGGAGAAAGGAAAUGGCUUGAUCUGUGAGAUACCUCAGUUGGUUAAAUGCACAGCCUUCAAACCCGUUCACACCUCAAUGAUGAACUUUCUGUUCCUGUCAGGGCUAGUUCAACUUUAGAGGGAGCGUGGUUUUAAAGCACUGCUUCAGAAUCGGUCUCAUACAGAUGUUUUUUUUGCUAUAAUAAUGUUAUGCUAGAUAACUCUGGAAUAUCUUCUCCGUAUUUUGCUUCCCAGGAGGGGAAAUGGAAUGACAGCCCAUGUAAUCAGACCUUACCCUCCAUCUGCAAGAAGCCUGGAAUAUACGUUCAGCCGAGCACGGAGGACAGUCACGGAUGCCAGAAGGUAUCGACUUACUGACACUGUACUUUUGAUGUAGGUAGAGGACAGCUCCAAUAUGUCAAUAGGGAAAACCUAGGCGUCUACCUAGGCUGCCAAGUUGCACGGGGCGCCUUUCUGUUCCUGGUCAUAUCAGAAACAAGGAAUUACAAUUGUUUUGAGGUCCUAGGCAAAGACCACCCCCUCUUAUUUUUCUCCCCUCCUGUAGUUUUUCUCUUUGACUGUCUUUUCUUUUUUUUUCUCACCAGUUUCCUUUUUUACCAGUUGUCCAUCUUCCCUUGAUCUUCCUCUAGUUCCUUCGUUCCACUGUCUUUCUUGAUUUUUCACUGUUUAUUCUCUAUCUCUCCCUAUAUCUUACUGCUUCCCCCAAAUCUCAUUUUCCUCUCUCUCUUUAUCUCUCUCCAAAAAAAAUUUCUCACUCCCUCACCCAUCCCUCUUUCCGAUACUCUUUCCAUAAAUCUUUUCUCUAAAUUGUCAUAAAGUUCCAUUUCCCCCACUUCUCCUACAUCUUUGUACCCCAUGCCGUACACUCAUUCUCUCUCGGAAUGCUGUGUGUGAGCUCUACGUUUCUUAAAACAUUGGGCCCUCAGCACCAUGGACUCCGCACACUCUCUAUAUUACUCCAUAUAGCCCCUCUCUAAACAUCCUCUCCUGGGAUUUCUUUUGACCUCCAAGAAUACGUGAGUGGUUUGUUAUGGCAGUAGAAAUAAAAGUCACAGAGGAUGUGGUACCUUCUUCUGAAGGUUAGGAGCACCAAUUACCAUUUUCUUAACCUUAAAAUAUUUUUUUUAAAUUACCAAAAUUGUUGAUUACUUUAAUUUUGUAAUUUUCCGCCAUAAUUUAAAAUUAUUUCAUGUUAAAAUUUGACCCCCCAAAAAUAAUAUCUUCUCUAAUGAUGUUUUGGAAGCAGAUUUAGCAUUUUGUCAACAAAUACAAUGAGAACAUUUUUAACAAUAUCUUUCAGAGGAAAGGCAUAUCUGCUAAAAAAAAAUAUUAUAAAAUGUCUAUAUUCUAUGUAAAAUAUAUAGGAUCUGAGACAUAAUAUUUAUUUUUUAUAUAUAUGUUUAUUUUCACAUUGUUUCCGUCCAAGUAGCAUACAUUAAAAACAGAUUUGCUGUAUUACAAUGAAAAAUGAUUAUUAUUAUUUUUUUUAAUACAUAUCAUAUCGAUAGCUAUAGUUUUAUUUAUGAAUACACAAAAUACUCAAAUCACAAAGAUAGACACAACACAACAACAAACUCUUUCAUACUCAUACUAAGUUUCCAUACAACGAGACGAUAAUUUGGGGGAAUCAGAAUCAGGUGGGGGUGUUAAGCUUUUGUACUCAGAUAUCUAACCCAAGGGGCCCAAAUUUCAUCGUAUUUCUCUUUGGAUACUCUAUCCAAUACUAUGCCUGCUUCCAUCCUAUGUUGAAAAUCCACCUGUGUACAUUUAUCACACCAAUUCAAAAGGCCCAUGUUUCUCCAAUUUCUGGCCAUAACUAUUUUACUUGCCAUAAAGAUAUGAAUCAUAAGAAUUUUAAUUUUUAAAUUAAUCGUUGGCAUAUCUAAAUGAAACAAAAACAUUUGGGCAGUUAUAUAAAUUUGUGCCUUAGUAAUACAAUUUACAAGCCCAGAUAGAAUUGAUUUCAUAGGGUUCAACUCCUCACAACCCCACCAUAUGUAGGGGGGGGGGGGAAUGACCCUAAUGCCCUACCACAUCUCCAGCAAUCUGGUAAAAGUGUAGAUUGAAAUUUGUGUAGACGAGUGGGUACCAAGUACCAUCUGUAAACAAGUUUAAAGUAAACUUCCCGUAUAUUUACCCCAUGUAUGUACCUUUUUACUAAGUGUAGCCCUGAUAACCACUCUUCGAGCGUAAAAGAAACGUGUAGUUCUUGCUCCCAUUUAAUCCAUUCUCAUGCCUUAUGUAUUUGCUUUUGAUUUUUUAUAAAUUGGUUAAAUCUAGAAGCAAUUUUUUUCCUAUAAUGGAAUGCUAUAAAUUGAUCGAUUGGGGAAUUUUCUGAAAAUUCUUUACCUAAAAUAAAUGAUUUAACUCUUAAAUAGUUAAAUACUUCUUUAGAGGGAAGAUUAUAUUUAAGCUGUAACAUUGGAAAUGCUAGAAUUUGGUUUCCCUCUAGUAAUUCCUCAAAUUUUACAAUUCCGCACUUUUCCCAUUCUUGGAUGUUUAUAUCUUUUACAUAGAAUUUUAGACAUGCUAGUGGGGCAUUUUUUGAUAUAUAUUUGGUGCCAUAUUUUUUCUUUAGAUAUUUUACUAUAUAGAUCAUUGUGUUAUUCAUCUGAUUAUUUGUUUUUAUACUUUUUACAAAUUCGCUAUCGCACCAUAUAAGAAAUAGAGGUUCGAGAUUGCCACGGUCAGCUUUUUCAAUAUCUAUCCAAGUUGGUCUUGAGGUUGUAAAGUUAUCGCACAUAAUUAGAUGUACUGUCAUGUUAGUCAUAUAGAAUUUUUGUACAUCCGGAAAGGAAACUCCUCCCUCCCUCCAUUCUCUCUGUAAAAUUUCCAGUGAUACUCUGGGUCGCCUAUCCUGCCAAAUAUAGUCUGAAAUCUGUCUUUGAAGACCACGUAUCGUCUGGGAGUCCACCAUCAGCGGGAGAUUCCUAAAUAGAAAUGUCAGUUUGGGAAGUAAAUAGGAGUUAACUGCCUCAAUUCUUCCCAUCCAUGACAGUUCCAUUCCCCUCCAGGUCUUAAGAGUACUCCUAAAUUGGGUAGCUAUAGCUGAGUAAUUUAGUACUCCAAUUUCCCUAUAUUCCAAUGAUAGAGUUACCCCUAGAUAUUUUAUAUUCCUAGCUCCCCAAUCACACUUAAAAUCCUCUUUAAACAUUUUUUCCCCAUGCCCAUUUAGACCCUUAAUCAAAAUUUGUGUUUUCUUUAUGUUAACUUUGUAGCCUGAAAGUUUACUAUAUUCCUUAAUAAGGCAAAAUACUGCUGGGAUAGAUCUAACAGGGUCCGUAAGAGACAGGAGAACAUCAUCUGCAAAGAGUGUGAUUUUAUUCUCCAGAGUAUUUAAAACAUUUAAUUGACUACUAAAUUUGGAUAUUGAAAUUGAAUUUAUGCUUUUUUUUGAAGUACAAGUGAAAUCCAAGAAAUUAACAAUUAUUGCUUUUUUUUCAGGGGUGGAGCUGGCAUAGCCCAUCUUGCUAUUGGCUAGGUGAUGCACAAGUGACUUACAGUGAAGCAGUGAAAUUAUGCGCAGAUCGCUCGGCUAGAUUGGUGUCUGUGCAGGACAGGCAAGUCCCAAUUGGUUAUAUGUUUGAUGUGCGAGAGAUUAGUAAAUACUUGUUAAUAAACAUCUCCUUAUAACUCAUCCCAUUACUCCAUAUACCCUCUCCCUAUAACUCCUCCCAUUACUCCAUAUAACCUCCCUAUAACUCCUCCCAUUACUCCAUAUAACCUCCCUAUAACUCAUCCUAUUACUCCAUAUAACCUCUCCCUAUAAUUCCUCCUAUUACUCCAUAUAACCUCUCCCUAUAACUCCUCCUAUUACUCCAUAUAACCUCCCCUAUAACUCCUCCUAUUACUCCAUAUAAUGCUCUCUAUAACUCCUUAUAUUACUCCAUAUAACCUCUCUAUAACUCCUCCUAUUACUCCAUAUAACCUCUCUCUAUAACUCCUCCUAUUACUCCAUAUAACCUCUCCCUAUAACUCCUCCUAUUACUCCAUAUAACGCUCUCUAUAACUCCUUAUAUUACUCCAUAUAACCUCUCUCUAUAACUCCUCCUAUAACUCCAUAUAACCUCUCCCUAUAACUCCUCCUAUAACUCCAUAUAACCUCUCCCUAUAACUCCUCCUAUAACUCCAUAUAACCUCUCUCUAUAACUCCUCCUAUUACUCCAUAUAACCACUCUCUAUAACUCCUCCUAUUACUCCAUAUAACCUCUCUCUAUAACUCCUCCUAUUACUCCAUAUAACCUCUCCCUAUUACUCCUCCUAUUACUCCAUAUAACCUCUCCCUAUAACUACUCCUAUUACUCCAUAUAACCUCUCCCUACAACUACUCCUAUUACUCCAUAUAACCUCUCUCUAUAACUCCUCCUAUUACUCCAUAUAACCUCUCUCUAUAACUCCUCCCAUUACUCCAUAUAACCUCUCCCUAUAAUUCCUCAUAUUACUCCAUAUAACCUCUCCCUAUAACUCCUCCUAUUACUCCAUAUAACCUCCCCUAUAACUCCUCCUAUUACUCCAUAUAACCUCUCCCUAUAACUCCUCCUAUUACUCCAUAUAACGCUCUCUAUAACUCCUUAUAUUACUCCAUAUUACCUCUCCCUAUAACUCCUCCUAUAACUCCAUAUAACCUCUCUCUAUAACUCCUCCUAUUACUCCAUAUAACCACUCUCUAUAACUCCUCCUAUUACUCCAUAUAACCUCUCUCUAUAACUCCUCCUAUUACCCCAUAUAACCUCUCACUAUAACUCCUCCCAUUGCUCUCCCUAUAACUCAUUCUAUUACUCCAUAUAACCUCUCUCUAUAACUCCUCCUAUUACUCCAUAUAACCUCUCUCUAUAACUCCUCCCAUUACUCUCUCUAUAACUCAUUCUAUUACUCCAUAUAACUCAUUCUAUUACUCCAUAUAACCUCUCUCUAUAACUCCUCCUAUUACUCCAUAUAACCUCUCACUAUAACUCCUCCCAUUACUCUAUAACUCCUCCUAUUACUCCAUAUAACCUCUCUCUAUAACUCCUCCUAUUACUCCAUAUAACCUCUCCCUAUAACUCCUCCCAUUAUUCCAUAUUACCUCUCCCUAUAACUCAUCCUAUUACUCCAUAUAACCUCUCACUAUAACUCCUCCUAUUACUCCAUAUAACCUCUCUCUAUAACUCCUCCUAUUACUCCAUAUAUACUCUCACUAUAACUCCUCCUAUUACUCCAUAUAACCUCUCACUAUAACUCCUCCUAUUACUCCAUAUAGCCUCUACCUAUAACUCAUCCUAUUACUCCAUAUAACCUCUCUCUAUAACUCCUCCUAUUACUCCAUAUAACCUCUCAUAACUCCUCCUUACUCUAUAACUCCUCCUAUUACUCCAUAUAACCUCUCCCUAUAACUCCUCCUAUUACUCCAUAUAACCUCUCCCUAUAACUCCUCCUAUUACUCCAUAUAACCUCUCUCUAUAACUCCUCCUAUUACUCCAUAUAACCUCUCCCUAUAACUCCUCCUAUUACUCCAUAUAGCCUCUCCCUAUAACUCCUCCUAUUACUCCAUAUAACCUCUCCCUAUAACUCAUCCUAUUACUCCAUAUAACCUCUCUAUAUAACUCCUCCUAUUACUCCAUAUAACCUCUCCCUAUAACUCCUCCUAUUACUCCAUAUAACCUCUCCCUAUAACUCCUCCUAUUACUCCAUAUAACCUCUCCCUAUAACUCCUCCCAUUAUUCCAUAUUACCUCUCCCUAUAACUCAUCCUAUUACUCCAUAUAACCUCUUCCUAUAACUCAUCCUAUUACUCCAUAUAACCUCUCUCUAUAGCUCCUCAUUAUAACUCCUCCUAUUACUCCAUAUCCAUAUUGCUCUCCAAUGUGUAACGUUUUAAAUAUUGCCAAUGUGUUUGUAUAAUUACUGUAUCUAAUUAUUUUAUGCUAACAUCACACUUUCACUCUACAACCUGUCCAGGUUUGAGCAGGCCUAUGUUAACAGCCUUUUAUAUAGCUCGGAUGAGAGCUUCUACUGGACUUCCCUGCAGGAUAUGAACAGGACUGGCGUAUUCAGCUGGCUUUAUGGCGAUGAAGUAACAUACACCCACUGGAACAGAAACCAGCCAGGUAUGUCUCAAAACAUCAUUAAACCCAGGACUUAGAAGGAGCUAUGUCUGCAUGGUGUCUGCGCUGUGUCCUUAACAGAGUCUGCUGCUCUACCAAGAACACAACUACUUUAUGAAAAACAUUUGCUAAAAUAUAUCCUUAAUGCUACCAAUUAGGUUGUUGUGACAUCUAAAUGAUAAUUAACUUUCUUUAAAUUUCUGCAAUAAUAGUUUAUUUUCCUAUAAGUAUUUUUUUUUUAAAGUUUAUUCAUUGCCAAGCUUUUGAAUAACUCCUACAAGCAAAGAGCUCACACAGAACAUCUGAGAUAUUCUUUGGUUGCACACCUACUGAAUUCUUCACUACACUCUAAUAAUCCGUAUUGUCCAUCAAGUUUCACUUUAAUCAGCAAACAGUUUUUUACUUAACUGCUGUUCCCAUGGCAGGUUAUGAACGAGGGGGCUGUGUUGCUCUGGCUACUGGCAAAUCUCUUGGCCUUUGGGAAGUGAAAGACUGUUUGGAGUUCAGAGCAAAGUACAUUUGCGAGCAGAGUUUGGCCCCACUAAUUCCACUGAUCCCUGCUAUAAGGCCCACCCCAAGCUUCAAUGGAAGCUGUCCCGAUGGUUGGAGCACUUCUUCGAACCUGAGACACUGCUACAAGGUGAGACAGAGGUAUGGGCAAUGUUGGAGAAAACCAAGCAAAAUAUUUCUUAGUGUCUUUUGGACCAUCAUUUAGACCAAUGUGUCUAAAUAUUUCUUCUGGACCAAGGCACACUUCAAUUAGAGAACAGUUGCGAAGAUACCUCUACCUUGUUUUCUUACUCUUCACCGGUUUCUUAUAAACUCUCACAUUUUGCUUCAGGCUUACUUGAGAGGUAUGCAUACUUCUGGGUAAUUUGAUUUGCUAGUUGUAAUUGUCUGCCAGAUUGGAAUCUCAAUCCUGAUGAAAACACUUAUUACAAAAAAAAAAGAUACUUAAGGACCUGGGUCAGCCUAUCAACCCAAAAGUCAAUGUGUUCAUUGGACACUUUAAAGAGUCUUGGUGAACACCUUUAUGCCUUGGCACACAGGUUGAAAACCACUGCUUUAGAGUAUAUGUUUAGGAUGUAUAGAACCAGGUCCAGAGUUCCAUCCUGUUGCCUCUAAAAUGGAAAAAUGAAAACAUUCCAGACACAAGGAAGCAUGGGGAGUGACUAAAUGUUUUUUAGUUGAGAUACAACUAAGCUUUGCAUCUAUCUUCUUCUAUGGCAUCGCUCCCACGCAAGUGUCUAGUCUGCCUUUCUUGAAAUCUCACCCUGAACAAACCACGGUAGACCCUCCAUUUGAUGUGUUUGAAGUGAGCAUGUCUUCCUCUCAGGUAGGUUCUGAUCCCAGUUUUUUUAUGUCCUUCACAGGUCUAUCACUCAGAAAAACUGCAAGAUAAAAAAACGUGGAUAUCAGCCCAGGUUUUGUGUCGCGAAAUUGGAGCUCAGCUUUUGAGUAUUUCCAGCACUGAAGAGGAGCAUUUUGUGUCCCAUAUACUGAAUAAAAUUUUUGGGUAGCUACUUAUUAUUCUUGCCCACGUAUUUUUCUCUUGGAUAUUGCCGAGAAGUUUCCAAUUCACUUUCUCUUUUUGUCUGCCAGCGAAUCAGAUGCUGAUGUUCACGAGCAGCACUGGUUCUGGAUUGGACUAAACAGACGGAACCCUACUGGUGACCAGAGCUGGGUCUGGAGUGAUGGACAAGGGGUAAAUUAAAUACUGUCCAUGUGCUGUAGUUUCAAUGGCAAAAGUUAAAAAAAUAAAAUAAAACUCAAUAAUAUCUUAUUCAGGAAUUACACAAAGGUUGUGAGUAUUUUGAUUUGUGUUUGAUUUUCACUCUUUAGUAUUCCUACCACAACUUUGACCGCAGUAACCAAGAUGAUGAUGACAUAAGGAGGUGUGUAGUGCUGGACCUGUCAUCCCUCCAGUGGGUAGCCCAAGAAUGCGAGUCCCACAUGGAUUGGAUCUGCAAACUUCCAAAAGGUGACAACUGCUUUUAGAAAUUCCAUUGUCACAAAAUCAGAAGUUGAUAACUUCACGUCUAGUCUUCAAAUGGAAACAAGUAUACGUACUGUUUCCAGUUCCACUCUUUGAAAUACUGAAUGGGCUAUCCUUUUUGCAAUAAUUCUUACUUUCUUUAAGCCUUACCAAUUAGACAACACAACCUGUACCAUGAGCAGUUUAAUUUCACCCUUUAUUAAGUUUGAUAAUAUAUAUCAUUCCUUCAAUUCGCAGGCACCGAAAUAAAGGAACCCGAAGUAGCUAAAGGUAUGUUUUAUAUCAAUGUUCUGUUCAUAAGGGACUUUCUGUUGAACGAUUUUGUUACAUGCCCAUUGACUUGUCAUAUUUCCACCUCUGGAAUUUGUUGCUCAUCUUUCUUCUGAAGUUUAGGCUCAAUCACAACCAAUCUCUGGCAUUUGGUUGGUUAACUUUCUCUAUAGUGUGAGUGUUUUCAGUGUGAUCACAAUCCAAAAAUUUCACAACUUUUUUUUGCUGGUAAAGUUGCCAAAAUGAGAAAUUAUUAGUGACUUAAAACUGCGGGCUGUGCAGUAUGAGAGAAGCUUACUUAUUGGAAGCUAUCCCUCGUAGCGAUGUAUCAUCCAGCUGCAGGUGUUAUGUGACUUGUAGUCCAUGGUUCUUGCUGGAAUCUUGGAAACACUUACGGUGUUCCAAAUCACAGCACACGAGGCAGCUUGGGAAGUGUCAGCCCUGUGGGAAAAAGCAAGACAAUGUGUCCUAAAAAUGUUUUUUGGAAAUAUGUAGAAACCAUCCCAGCAUAAUAUGACUAUUAAAAGGAACAAUAUUAAAAGCUGAAAUCCAAAUACACUGUAUGGCUAAAGGUUAUGGUUUAUAAGCCGUAUUAUUAGCAAAUGUGGUUAUUUUAACCCAGCCAUUGCUGAAAGGGGCAUAACAUUAAGCAGUCAGACAUGUCACCUGUGUUUUGUGUAGGGGAAUAGAUCAUGUAGUGAGUGUGUGUGUAUAGGGGUGGGGCAACCUGUAGUGUGAGUCUGUGUAGGGGGAUAGGGGCUGUAGUGUGAGUGUGUGUGUAGGGGGAUAGGGGCUGUAGAGCGAGUGUGUCUAGUGGGAUAGGGGCUGUAGUGUUGUGUGUGUGUGUAGGGGGCUAGGGGAUGUAGUGUGAGUGUGUGUAGUGGGAUAGGGGCUGUAGAGCGAAUGUGUCUAGUGGGAUAGGGGCUGUAGUGUGAGUGUGUGUGUAGGGGGAUAGGGGCUGUAGUGUGAGUAUGUCUAGUGGGAUAGGGGCUGUAGUGUGAGUGUGUAUAGGGGGCGAGGGGCUGUAGUGUAAGUGUGUGUAGGGGGAUAGGGGCUGUAGAGCGAGUGUGUCUAGUGGGAUAGUUGCUGUAGUGGGAGUGUGUCUAGUGGGAUAGUUGCUGUAGUGUAAGUGUGUGUAGGGGGAUAGGGGCUGUAGUGUGAGUGUGUGGGGGGUAAUAGGGGCUGUAGUGUGAGUGUGUCUAGUGGUAUAGGGGCUGUAGUGUGAAUGAGUGCAGGGGAAUAGGGGCUGUAGUGUGAGUGUGUGUAGGAGGAGGGGUUGCAGUGUCAGUGUGUGUAGGGGCUGUAGUUCAAGUGUGUAGGGGGCUAGGGCUGUAGAGUGUGUCUAGUGGGAUAGGGGCUGUAGUGUGAGAGUGGGUAGGGGGAUAGGGGCUGUAGUGUGAGUGUGUGCAGGGGAAUAAGGGCUGCAGUGUAAGUGUGUGUGUAGGGGGAUAGGGGCUAUAGUGUGUGAAUGUGUAGGGGGAUAGGGGCUCUAAAGCGAAUGUGUCUAGUGGGAUAGGGGCUGUAGUGUGAGUGUGUGUAGGGGGAUAGGGGCUGUAGUGUGAGUGUGUGUAGGGGGAGGGGCUGCAGUGUGAGUGUGUGUAGUGGAUAGGGGCUGUAGUAUGUAUAGGGGAUAGGAGCUGUUGUGCGUGUGUGUGUAGGCACUAUAGCAUGUGUACGUGUCUGGAUAGGGUCUGUAGUGUGUGUGGGGAGAGGUGACAGGGGGUUUAACUUGCAUGGCACAUGUGAAUAGGUUCUGUUGUUAUAUGUGGGGUUGGGGGUACAAGGGCUGUAGUGUGCAUUUGUGUGUGUACCGGCAGAUUGGGUAAUGUAGCUGUUACAGUUUCAUUUGAGGGAUCAAUUUCAUAUUAAUAUAUUUGGCUAUGCAAUAAGAUGUUUGAAGUAUAAGUAUCCAGACACCUUUGGCUAAAUAGUGUAGAAUAUCAAUCUACAUUAUAUCUCAGUGGCAAUAUGUUGUGUUACAAGUUAAAGAAGGACACCUCUAUGUUUCUUUUACAGCCUUGGUUUAUGGGACACACAGAUUUGCAAAAUUCCUUGUAGUCUUAUUAAAUUAAUUACAAAGCCCAUUACAAUAAUAAAUGCAAAAACAAUCUAUUAAAUAUAAAAGAAGUUAAUAAAGGUGCCCACAUUUGACGUUCUUGCAUUUGUUGUAAAUACACUGACUUUGCAACCUUCAGCAAAGCUAGUGCAGAAUUCUAAAUGCACUAAUCACUAUAAAAAUCGUCAGAAUUUUCUUCUAAAUGCUCCACAUUAACUUAUUUACCUCAGGCGUAUUCUUUGCACGUACCCAACAAAAUGUCUGUGAACUCCUCUCAAACUGUCCUACCUCUGAUGACUUCCUGUUGUCCUUUCUCCACAGGUAGCUCUGAGUGGGUAAAUUAUGAAAACUCAGAAUACAAAUUUUUCGAGCACCGCUCAACAUGGAUGCAGGCUCAGCGGAUCUGCACUUGGUUCCAAGCUGAACUGGUGUCCAUCCAUGACCAGGCAGAGUUGGACUUCCUUGGGAAGAAUCUACAGAAGGUAUGAGAUUGCACAAAAAUGUGAUCUUGUGUGAGACCUUCUCUGUGUGUUUUGGGAGAAUCAGAAUCCCUAAAGAACAUUUUGUUUGUGAGAUAUGAAGAUAUUCCAGUGGAGACAAAGUUUUAUAUGACUUCCUUAUUUUCACUGGGAGAAUGAAGACCUAUAAGUACAUGAAAGUGUGAGGCUUGCUUUUGUCAUUGGAAACCAUGGAGUCUUAGCAUUUGAUAAAUAGUUUUCAGACAUUUCAAAGUAUAUAGGAUGUCACUUAAUUUCUGCAGUUUGUCCAGUAAGGAAUAAUAAGGAAUAGUUACAAAGGUCUCCUUGUGUGAAAUAAAAGGCACAAUAAGAAGAGCUAUCUCUGGACAAUUUUUACAUGGAAAAGGUUCAGAAAAAGAGUAGUGGAAGGGUAAGAUAAUGCAGGAGGCUGGUUUCCAUCUGCGAAUGCCAAAUAGGUGGUUCUGGUCUCGGUCUCUGGUCUGUACAAAAGGUAGUUAAAGUAUACGAUUUUAGUGCGGUUCCCCCAUUUUCUAAAUUCCCAUCUUCUCUCAUGGGCUGAAUUCUAACCCAGAUUCUCCUUGUUUUGUAAGUUUGCCCGGGGACAAGAACAGCACUGGUGGAUUGGGCUUCACACAUAUGAAAAUGACGGGAGAUUCAGGUAAAUUUAUCUUGGUGUGGUUAAAAAUAUAUCCUGACUUUUUUUUUAAAUGAUUGUCCAGAUGUGCGUAGUAAGAAUGGUAAACUGCACAGGGACAAUGGGACAUUGCAAAGUGGUCAAGAGCAAGGGACUAAACAAAGCAUUGGGAAAGAACAGGAAGAAUAAUUUAGAGAAACAAGUGGUAAUAGCUAUGCAGAGUCCAGAAGCUUUAUACCAAUGAUGGCUAACCAAUGAUACUCUGGCUGUUCUAGACUAUAUUUACCAUAGUUCUCAGUCAUUCAGAUGAGAAACGUAGCCCAAAACACCUUCCAAGAGGACAAUUCUCCUGUUCUCUUCUUUGACAUUAUUUGCAUUAACCGAGUGUUGGUCGUUCUACCUCUGGCAAUUACAGUUCAUUAGACUUUGCAGGCCAAUGUUUAUCAAGAUGAAAAAAAAAGAAAUCCACAAAUUUGUGUAUCUUUUUAAUUGAUCAUCUCUAUUCCAUGUUCCAAGUGUGCUUUCAAUUUUCAUUUUUGUUACCUUACACUGUUUUUAAAAAUCUAUGCAAUUUUGGACUGGUUACCUUGUGCCGUGCCAGAUGUUUUGGUAGUAGAAGGCAUUUGGUGGGAUUAAGGGAUUUUAUGCAGGUGCAGGGGUUGUUGGGGCAGCAUAAAGGAAGGAGGUUGUUAGACCUGCUGAUCUAUUUCUUUUACAGAUGGUCAGAUAGCUCGGUGCUCAGUUUUGUGCACUGGGCACAUGGCCGGCCUGGACGCCUGACCAGGGAAAAAAAAUGUGUCUAUAUGACGACUACUCGAGGUGAGGACUGCUGUGCCUUGCAAGUAAAGGUCCUCUGCUUCUGUUAUUUGCUCUGUUGUGACACAUUUAGACUCUUAAAUCCACACUCCUAACCAACAGCAAGUUUCUGGCUAUUGAUGGCAAUGGAUUCAUGGAGGGGUCACACAGCCCUAUUAAACUCUAAUGGUGCAUUGUUUUUAAUAAAAUAAUAUGAAACAUUUGGAGGACACAGGAUACGCGGCUCUAUGCACUGGCUAUAACACCCCUGCUUAUCUGAAUGGUUGUCACUCUGCUGAUUGCUUGUGUGCUUUGCUCUGCUUCCUACAUUGUAUGUGUUGCUCUGCCACGUUGUUUAUGCGCACUGCUUUGCCUUAUAUACACAUAUUGCUCUUUUUCCCUCCCUAGAGGAUUGGGGUGACCAAAAGUGCAUCACUGCUCUGCCAUACAUCUGCAAACGCAGCAACGUCACAUAUCCACGCCCCACGCUACCUCCUCUGAUAAACUCAGUGGGUGGGUGUCCUCAGGGUUGGCUGCCAUUCCUUAACAAGGUAAGUGUGCAAGAGAAGGGACUAAGUUCCCUUUUAACUAGGACCACUUAAACCCCAGACUCAGAUGCUUGAGACACAUCCACUAAGCUAACUCACUCUUAGUCAGUGAUGUUCUGAAAGAGAUAGUAUAGGGUGAGGAUGAUGUAACACUGGACUUUGAAACUACAUACAUUUGAAAUGAUUAAAAAUGGAAAUAGAUUGAUCCACAGGUGCUCGUCAUGUAUAACCAUGCAUAUUGGACAUUUGACUCUUUAACUCUCCGAGGUACACCACCUGGUCACCCGGUGUUACUAGGCAUCAGUGAUGGACAGUUUUAUUGUGUAAUCUGCCCAAUACAUGAUUGAUGAACAAUGUGUUAUCUUUGUGCAGUGCUUUGGAGUGAAAGCAUAUUUCAAAUCUGAACAAAAGACAUGGCAACAAGCCAGGGACUCGUGCAAACUGCUUGGAGGAGAAUUAGCCACCAUCAGCAAUUAUAUGGAACAAGGUACUUGUAUCUAUGAACAUCUAGGUCUGUCGUUUAAAAAAAAAGUCUUUAGGGGCACCAGCACCAAAGAUCGCCAUCCGGUAGUCUUUAAUGAAUGCAAUAGCAAUGAUUAAUUUAGACUGUGACAAUGUAUUUCCUAGUAUAGACUUCUGAAGCAUCACACCUCCUGAUGUGGGUGGAGGAGAUCUGCUUACUGCAGUGAGGUUGGUCAAAGGCUGGCUAAGAACUAGAGAUGCUGAGCGCAAUUUAAGGGCAUAAGUAAUACUUCCUACCCAGGGAUACCUAUCUUUAUCUAAGUGAGGGAGUUGGGUGAGCAUCCUAGCAUGGGACUGUCAAUAGUCCCUAAAUCCUAAUAUGGGUUAAUAUCAAGCCCUUCAACUAUCUAUGGAUUUACAUAUAGCAUAAACAAAGCGAUCUAUGCUUUAUCAUCUGAAAAAUUGCAUUAAAGGGAUUCUCCACUGCCCAAAUACAAAAUAUAAAAAUCACUAAUUCGUAAAUAUAUCCCCAAUGAAAGCAUGCAUGCAUUUAAUUAUGCGUUUUAUAAUCAUUGGAGGCAUAUCUAAAAACAAACUGUAAAAGCUGCAGAUCUCUUGUCUGAAGCCUUUGCAAGCCCUCCCCUUCUAACCCCACCCAGACAUUCUGCAGCUAUCUCAUCACAGACUUCCCAAUGCGGCUCAAUGAGAAGUCUUUCCAAGAAAGGUGCUCUGGGCAAUUGCUGUCUAUUGGGUUUAUUUUUACUGAGCUAAACUACCAGGAAGUAACAGUACUGAUUGUCUGAUUGACAGCCAGGGGGGCGGAACAAGGUUAAUUCAUAAAGUGCCAUUUUCUGUUGAAAUUUGCAGUUUUUGUAAAAUAAAAAAGAAGACCCUCGUAAAGCACUUCAGCAAGCUAAAGUGCUCUAGGUGUUUGGAGUGUCCCUUUAAUCCUUUAAGAACCCCUUAGUGUAUAUCAGUCUGAUGACACAAAGCUAUCGAUUCAAACUGUAAUUACAGAAACACAGAGUAAUCGAGCAAUGUUUACAUAAUUUAAAAUUCUACCCCAGAAACUGAAUCUUUCACUAUUCCACCAUCCCAAUCUAGUACCUAAAGAUCUUACGCCUGUAUGGAGUGUUUCAAUUCUGGAAUAGGAUCCUCAAAAAGCGUAUACUUAUAAUGGCGUAGACCAAACUCCGGCCCUCCGGAUGUUACUGAACUACAACUCCCAUGAUUCUCAGCCUAUCUAUUUCACUCGUAGAUCAUGGGAGUUGUAGUUCAGCAACAUCUGGAGGGCUGGAGUUUGGGGAAGCCUGUUGUAGACUGUCAUUGGUCUAAGGCAGGGUUUCCCAAUUAAUUUUUCCCGUGGAACCCUUUGACAUAGUGUGUCAACAUCGUGGAAGUAAAUUUUUUUUAAAUGUGCCGGUGUUUGUAUAUCUGUGCUUGUAUGUGCCAGUUGUAUAUCUGACACACAGAUACACACACAGUGUGUGUGUGUGUGUGUAUCUCUGUGUCAAGGUGUGUGUGUAUUUGUAUAUGCCAGUGUGUAUGAAUCUGACACACAGAUACACACACUGGUAGAUAGUGGCACACAGAUACAUACACUGACAGAUACACACACCUUGACACACAGUGUUUAUCUGUAUGUGGGUAUGUAUGUAUCUAUCUAUCUGUGUGUCAAGGUGUGUAUCUGUGUGUCAAGGUGUGUGUAUCUGUGUUUGUAUGUGCCAGUGUGUAUGAAUCUGACACACAGAUACACACUGGCAGAUAGUGGCACACAGAUACACACACUGACACAGAUACACACAUCUUGGCACACAGUGUGUAUCUGUGUGUGUGUACGUAUGUAUGUAUCUGUGUGUCAAGGUGUGUGCGUCUGUUUCAAAGUCUGUGUAUCUGUGUUUGUAUGUGUCUGUGUAUCAAGGUGUGUGUAUCUGUGUUUGUAUGUGCCAGUGUGUAUGUAUCUGACAUACAGAUACACACACUGGCAGAUAGUGACACACAGAUACACACACAUUAAUACACUGUGUGUAUCUGUGUGUCAAGGUGUGUGUAUCUGUGUUUGUAUGUGCCAGUGUGUAUGAAUCCGAUACACACACUGGCAGAUAGUGGCACACAGAUACAUACACUGACAGAUACACACACCUUGACACACAGUGUGUAUCUGUAUGUGGGUAUGUAUGUAUCUAUCUAUCUAUCUAUCUAUCUGUGUGUCAAGGUGUGUAUCUGUGUGUCAAGGUGUGUGUAUCUGUGUUUGUAUGUGCCAGUGUGUAUGAACUUGACACACAGAUACACACUGGCAGAUAGUGGCACACAGAUACACACACUGACACAGAUACACACACCUUGACACACAGUGUGUAUCUGUGUGUGUGUGUACGUAUGUAUGUAUCUGUGUGUCAAGGUGUGUGCGUCUGUUUCAAAGUCUGUGUAUCUGUGUUUGCAUGUGUCUGUGUAUCAAGGUGUGUGUAUCUGUGUUUGUAUGUGCCAGUGUGUAUGAAUCUGACACACAGAUACACACACUGGCAGAUAGUGGCACACAUAUACACACUCCUUAACACACUGUGUGUCAAGGAGUAUGUAUCUGUGUUUGCAUGUGCCGGUGUGUGUAUAUCUGUGUUUGUUUGCGCCAGUGUGUGUAUCUCUGUGUCAGUAUGUAUAUGUAUCUGACACACAGAUAUACACACACACUGUCACACAGAUACACACACAUUGACUCACAAAUACACACACACACGCACACUCAGAUACAGACAGUGACAUACACACACUUGCACCCACAGAUACACACUGACACACUCAGAUACACACACACAGGCACAUACAAACACACUGAUACAUACUGGCACAUACACAGACACACUUAGAUGCACACAGUGACACAUACACAAACCUUGACACAGAUACACACACUGACACACAAAAAACUCUUUGACAGACACACACACUCUUUGACACACACAUACACUCUCACUGACUUGCACACAUACACUCUCACUGACAAACACACAUACACUCUCACUGACAAACACACACUCUUUUACAGACAAACAUACAAACACAUAUGCACUCUCAUUGACAAGAGCAUAUACAUUCUCACUGCCAAUCACAUACACUCACUGACAAGCACACAUUCACUCUCACUGACAAACACACAAACACACACAAACGCCCUAACAGACACACAUACAAUUUUUUAUUUAUAUGCCAGUGUGUAUGAAUCUGACACACAGAUACAUACACUGACAGAUACACACACCUUGACACACAGUGUUUAUCUGUAUGUGGGUAUGUAUGUAUCUACCUAUCAGUAAGAUACAUUCUCACUGCCAAUCACAUACACUCACUGACAAGCACACAUUCACUCUCACUGACAAACACACAAACACAUACAAACGCCCUAACAGACACACACACAAUUUUUUAUUUAUUUUUUUACCUUUUACUCCACCCAGCUCCCCUUCCCUUAGGACUGCUGGCAUGGAGUCCCUGGGGUCCAGUGGGGCUGCUGGCAUAAACUCCCUGUGGUCCAGUGGGGAUGGCUGCAGCUUGGCAGGCGGCGAGGGACAGACAGGUGAGCAGUGGAGGCGGGCGGUGAGGGAGCUCUGAUCUCUCUGCUCAGCUCCCUCGCACGCCUCCUAGUGAUGCCAGAGCCGGAGUGACGUAAUUUUCCGGCUCCGGCAUCACUGCUGUGCGCGCGAGGGAGCUGAGCAGGGAGAUCAGAGCUCACUGCUCCCUCGCUGCCCGCGGCCAUUUUUCCCCCCCAUUUUUCGGCGGAACAUCAAUUGGGAAACGCUGGUCUAAGGUGAAUCACAGGAAAGUAGAGUCCACAGUUUCUAAAACAGAUGAUCAAAUUAUGUUUUGUGGGGCUGCAUCUUUGUGGUUUUGCACGAAAGCAUAAUUUAUUAACAAUCACUAUUAAAACAAUGUAUUUUAUAUCUCCUUGCAUUAGUAGACCUAUGUUAUAGUGCGAAUUAGUCAUCUUUGAAGCAUUCUCUGUGCUUGGGUUACAGUCACUUCCAAAUAUCCUAUUGGCAUUGAGGGGAGUUGGACCAGCACAGAAGGGGUUAAUACAACCAAAAUAGUAUUUUAUGAAAACCCUUUCAAUUUGAAAUUUACUUUAAAUUCACUUUAACUUUAGUAAGUAACAGUGUUAGAAUCUAACAAUUCAGAGAUACACUUGCUAUAGUGCCCCGUUGGCCAUAUAAGUAACACCCCACCCCCUGCAAGGAGUAAAAAAGGUAGUUUAUAUUUACAUACCUUUUUUCCAUUGCUGCACCAGUCUACGCGGGGAAGCACUGUCUCCUUGACUGAGAUCAUCGAAAAGAAAGCAUUGGGAGACUAGUGUGCAUGCGCAGCAUAGCACCACUCAACACCAUUUCUAAGACCAUUUGAUAGAGAUAGCAGAGUUUUACUGGGUCUGGGUGGACAUUGACAUCAGGUUGUCUGGGUGCCGAUAGUGUCCUUUUAAAGUUAUCAUUGAAGCUUGAAAAGGAAGUUGAGGAUUAAUACAGGUAGAGAAAAAGAGGGAUUAAUGCUUUUGCUGUUAACGCAUCUACCCACUCCAUGUCUCCAGCUUUUAUUACAUCCAUACUUCCUGACAUAACUGUCGACCUUUGGAUUGGUCUGCACAAUGCCCGACAAAAGUUCCAGUGGGUGGAAGGACAGCCAUUGAGUUAUGUGAACUGGGCACCCGGAGAGCCAUCCAGGGAGAGUGCUUCUAGCAGUAACGACAAUCCGGUGAGUGACUGCCUAAAUCUUGUAAUAAUUCCCAUCAGUGAGCCUACUAUGUAAGAAAGAUACAAUGUGAUAUCUCUUUAUUGAGAAAAAACAUUAAAUUCCUAGCUUGGAAAACUGGUCUGUGUGAUAAUGUUUCCUUUUAGUUAAUCAGGGGUAGACAUUGUUCGACACUCCAGAUGCUGUGGCUGGACCAGUGUAUCUCAACCUUUUACGGAGGUAAAAGUACCCCGGGAUUUCUAAACAAAUUCCUAAGUACCCCUGCUUUGAGAAAGUAAUUUCUAUUGAUUUAAUUUCCAAACGAAACGUGUAGACAUUGAUAUUUAAAUUAAACAAGACUGAUUAAAGGUAGCAAAGAAUAUUUUUAAAAUAAGUAUGGCAUGAAGUGACUAUUAUUUAUGUAAGGAUGGAUGCAUGAACUAUUAAUCUGAAGGGUAAAAGUCACAAAAUGAAAAUAUAAUACAAACAUAAUAGUUACACACAGAGAACACAAACAGUUACACAUAGAAGACACUGACACACACAUUUACACACAAAGGACACAGAUGCACACAUUAACACACAGAGGAAACUGACACACACGCACUUACGCAAAAAGGACACAUACACACAUACACACUCACUGCAAGACACUCUCAUUGAUUUCAAACAAGAACAAUAAAGUAUACAUACUAUAAUUAUAUAAAAAAGUAUACACACUAUAAUUAUAUAAAAAUUAUAUAAAAAUCAUAUAAAUCAUUUGACACACACUGACAGACAUAUUUGCUGACACACACCUUUACUGACAGGCACACCCUCACUGAUCUGACACUCCGUGAUAAACAAACUCACUGAUUUGACACACACUGACAGAUACACACACACACACACUGACAGAUACAUACAUAUUCUUUCCCAGCCACUCACACAUUAUUAUUUUUGUUAUUUUUUAUUUAAGCCCACUCAACCUCCGUACUUUUGGGAGAGAUGGAAUGGAUCCAUUUCCUGGGGUCCAGUAAGGAUCAUUUCCCUGGGGUAUAGAGUGGUUUCUGUCAUCUUCAUGGUCUUCCUGGUUUGCUCUCUCGCACGCUGUUUAAUGAUGCUGGGGCCGGAGAGAUGUCAUAGAUUAUAUCUUGCAGUUAUGCCCAGCUACAGCCUCCCACCUAGACACUGUAUUUGGGCAGAGAAUGCUUCUGUCGCUAUGGUAAGCGGGUGCCUACUCUUCCAUAGCAAACCAAAGGUGGCCACAUGGCCAGCUCAUGGUGUACCCCUGCAUUUGGGGUGUGCAUCCCUAAUGGGGUAUGUGUUCCACAGGUUGAGAAACCAGGCUGGAGACUACAUCUCCCAUAAUGCUCCCACAGCCAUAAUGUUGACAAAGCAUCAGGGAAGAUGUAGUCCACAACCUGGAGACCCGAUUGUUGCCUACCCCUGUUCCAAGUCAUACUUUAAAACAUUGCCCUCAGUUUGAUUCAUUGCUUCCAUUAGGUGGUUUGGUCCAUACUUCACACGUAGUUCACACACAAAUAGAAAGGGGAAAAUAUCCUGAUAAAAUGAUUUAUGUAAGUGCGAUCCUGUGAGUCUGACAUCAACAGUGACAAAGUGAAUUGUACUUUAUACUGACAUUUACAUCUCUGGCAGAUUAGCUGUGCAGUCAUCUGGCACGGAACACCAUCUCAGUUCACCGGCCGUUGGGACGACCGGAGCUGUUUGGAGAAACAAGGGUACAUCUGCCAAAACAGCAAAGGUAUGUGGGGUGUGCGGAGGAAGAGAUGUGUCAAUCAGACAAACAGGAGUUUCUAGAGAAAAACGAAAUGUAAACCUUAGACUAAAAUAGUUAGGCUGUCACUAUAGCCGACUUGAAGAUUUCUUUCUAAAUCAACCCUAAAUUAUGCAAUUCCAGUUUUCAGUUCUCUAAGAUUUGUAGUUUAGAAUAAAGCUCAAAAUGUAGUUUUGCUCGUUGCUAUCUCCUCGAAUUCACUCGGUAACUUGGAUAUGCCUUUGUUAAAUAAUAUAGUUUUUAUUUUGUUUUUUUAACUUUUAAGCCAUACUUCUCCUUCCGCCUACUAAUAUUUGAACUAUAAAAUAUUUUUCUUGCUACAGUACCACUUCUGAGUCCACCCUCUGAACAAUUACCCCCACUACCUGGCACCAAUUUGCAGUACAGAAACAGCACGUACCUGAUCAUGCAGAAGCCAUUAUCCUGGUUAGACGCUCGUUUGAUGUGUGAGACCCGGAAUGCCACCCUUACCAGUGUCCUAGACCCCACCCAGCAGGCAUACCUGACCAUGGCCAUCAGUUUACAGAAUACUCCUGUCUGGAUUGGAAUGUUCAACGAAGAAGUAUGUGUACUCAACUGUUAUUAUCAUCUUAACUUUUUAACUCUGAGUUUGAUUAAACCCAGUUGUUCCCUCCAUAUUACAGGGUGGGCGAGCUUACUCUUGGCUGACAGAAGAUGCAGUCUCCUACACCAACUGGAGGGACGGGGAGCCUCAGCAUCUGAGCGGCUGUGUUUACAUGGACUCAGAAGGGACAUGGGGUACAGCGAGCUGUGACAGCAAACUACAAGGAGCCAUUUGCAACUUUAACAGCAGUGAGUGAGCUCAAAGGCUAAUUAAGAUAGCUCCAUGUGCUGAUGAAGGCUGCGAGAUUAACAGAGUUAUUCAUCAUGAAUGAGAAUUGCUGGGAAUUCAAGUGGGAAUUUUGCAUUUGAGGCCAAAGUUCAGCUACCUCCUGACAAGUAUUCCCUUUAGAGAAAAUCUUCAUAAAAGAUGAUGACUUUGUUUACUCUGUGUCCUGAUUCCCAUUCCACCACAAUGAUUUGGUAGCGUUUAAGGUAUCUGUGAUUUCUGUAGAAACAGGCACUGCACGGUACAGGCCUAAGCCACUGUCCAAUCAGUCAUGGACAAAAGAUGCCAGGAACUCGGGAAAUACAGUAUUUAUAAGUUAGAAUUGAUUUACUUUGUAUUCCUGGAUAUUGAAUUACUUUCUCAUGUUUGUGAAAAUUUAAAUAAAGAAUAUUUAUUUUUAAAUCAGUUAGAAUGUAUAUUAACAUAGGUUGUUUAUUGAAAUUAGCACAAAGAAGGGAUAUAAAUCCAAACAAAAGAAAGGCGUGAAGACUGAUCCAGUUUGAGUGUACUGGUGCAGGACUCAAAAGUGAGACUUUUCUAAUCCUUAUAAAAAAAAAUCACGAAGAGGAAGAAAAUGACAAUCACAAUAACACUUUGGACAUGUUUUCUCUUUUCUUUUAUUCACUAAAGUGAGAAUUGUCAGAAUUUAAAGUUUUAGACCAAAAUAACCAAACUGGAAGCAAAGCUCACUUUUUUAUGUAUUUCUCUGAUUCAGCUAUUUUGGCCUUAAAUUUUAAAGAAAUUUCUAAUUUGAAUGAAUUCCCACUCUUCAGUCUCUGAUACUGUGUUUCUCCUCUUUCCCCAACCAGGUUCCAUCAAAACACACAAGUGGAGUUUGAAUGGCAGCUGUCCCAAGUCAGUUGCCGACUCCUCGUGGAUUGCGUUCCGUGACUACUGUUACUCCUUUCACAUGGAGGUCAGGGUGAGCCAGAAGGAUGCUGCCAAGAGAUGCCAGAAAGGUGAGAGACAGUAACUAAAGAAUGUCCUUUAAGAUGUGCAUGUUGGUUUAGGUACAACGUUGCGCAGUACAAUGGUGUUCCGUAAAAUAACAGCUUCUAAUAUUAUUAGCAUGCAGGAGACGGGGCUAGGGUGGGAUAUUGUCAUGUAUCAUCACAUUUUGAUUCAUUUUGCCCCAAACACUUGGAAAUCUCUCAAAAAUCAUGUCCAAAACUCCAAUGUUCAAGCCUUGUGUAACUACGGCUUCUGGGUUCUUCAGCCAACAUUUGGUUCGGAGUCACUGGUGGUGUAGAGCAGGCAUAGGCAACUUUCGGCAAUGCAAAAGUUUGUAGACUACACCUCCCUUGAUGCGUUUGUAGUAUUAUGGGUGCAAGAGGAUAACGGGAGAUGUAAUCCACGCCACCUGGAGCACCCAUGGUGUAUAGUAAUAUUAGCUGGAGAGCUUUUUGUUGGCUGCGGUAAAAGUCCUGGUAAUGACAUAGUAAACCACUUAUAUGCCAUUGUCUUACAGUUGGUGGAGAUGUUUUAACCAUACAGGAUGAGUCUGAGAACACAUUUGUUUGGGAACAUCUACAGACAUACGAGAGCCAAUCCAGAGGAGCGUGGCUGGGAAUGUCCUUCAAUGCCAAAGGUGAGAAAUAACUCCUUUAUCAGUAACUCCAGGACUGAAAAAAAGUUGGGGGGGGGGGGGAAACUUAUCACCAGAUUAAAGGUUAAAUAUUAUUAUACAAAAAAUUUUUAGAUCCAGCCUGAUAAUACGCAAGUUGUAGUUAAUGAAACAAAGUACGAUGUAAAAUGCUAACUGUCUGGCUAUCCAUUCUAUCUAUUGGAUGUGUUAGCUCUCUCUUGAUUUACCCUUUUUGUCACCCAGGUGCAUCUCUCUUAUGGAAUGAUAACAGCCCGGUCAACUACUCCAACUGGGGGCAGCAAGAUUCAGGUCCCAGCUUGCUGAGCCCCAAUUCCUGCUACUGGAUUCAGGGGAGCAACGGAGUGUGGAGCCUCGGCUCUUGUACAAAUAUCAGCAUGGGAGUGAUCUGCAAACUGUCAAGAGGUGGGCAGACCGACAUUAUCUAUAUUAUUAUAUGCACUAGAAUACUGGACGGCAGUUUAUUAAUGCAUGACUGUCUUGAACAUUUGCAUAACGCUGACUUUUUCUGACCUUAUUUUGUUCUAAGAUGUUUGUAGCUAUUUAUUUAAACAUAUUACAUGCUGGAAAAAAAAAGAAAGAUUUUAAAGUUGAGCAUGCAAACGAAUAUAUAAUCUUUGUCCAGUUUAUACGUAUUUUGCUGGUUGAUUCUGGCAAAGAACUCUGGGGAAGGUAUAUAUGGCGGGGGAAAAAAUACUGAACUGUUUUAUGAUAUAUUUUCUUCAAUGUUUCCACAGAUCAAGAGACAGCGAUGUCAAAAUCUGGUAAGUAGACCUGUGAUUUCCAUAUUACCCCUGUAUAUGGCCUGUGUGUAUGAAAUGUUCACUUUAAAUUAAAAACUGACAUGGUAAUUAGCGAGCCCCAAACCCAUCACUGCUAUAGCAAGUGCCAAAGUGGGAGACAUAUUUGAGAGACAUAUUGAGCAUUCAGCGAUCUCUCUGAGCUUACAUUUUCUCCAUUGGCUCUUCGAUCACCAAUGUAGCAAAAGUUCAAGGAAAGAAGGAAUGGUACCAUCUGACUUACUAACCCCCGUGCCUUCACAGCGUGGCCACCAGUUGAGGGCUUGUAGUCCCAUAGUUAUGCCAAUGCCUGGCUUAGAGAAUCUAGUAUACAGGCUGAGGGCUUCAUAGAUAGAAAACUGUGAAAACAAAAAUAGAUUUUUUUUUUUUUUUUAAACUGCAAUCUGGCAUGCAACAUUGAUAAGAGAUGACGCACAAUAAAUUAGCCAAUCAGGUCUAAAGAAUCAGAGCCCAUGAAGUGGUAUCCCAUUUCUGUUAGUGCACUCAAUGACAUGAAGGCGGCUAGAUUUGUUUGUGAUUUUUUUUUUUUCUGGUGUUAAUAAAAAAGAUGGCGUCGAAAACUGUGCAAUUAAUGAAACGGAAAGAAAUUUUAGGAAAUGAUUUAGGUGUAUAAUGCACUGGUACAUCUUUACAUGUUAUACAGUUUGGUUCUCCAAACUCUGGCCCUCCAGUUGUUGCCGUACUACAACUACCAGGAUUCUCUGGCUGUCUAUUUUCUUCAAAGAAUCAUGGGAGUUGUAUCUGGAGGGCCAGAGUUUGGAGAAGCCUGUUCUAAAGGAACCAUUAGAAUCAAGGGAUGCUCAUAAACACAAGAGAAAUCAAAGAAAAUAUCAUGGCACAAUGCAUUUAUAACAAACAAACCAAUAAAAUAACUGAAAAAAACACACUCACAAACAUGUACACACAUAUAACGAAUAAUAUUUGUAAAAAAGCCCCCCCAGAUGUUGCUGAACUACAACUCCCAUGAUUCUCUGGCUAUCUAUGUAAUUAAAAGAAUCAUGGGAGUUGUAGUUCAGCAACAUCUGGGGGGCCGGAGUUUGAGGACCCCUGCUCCAGGGGCUAUCAUUCCUGUAAGUCUGCUUGCCUGGUGUAGAUGUCUGCUGUUCUGGCUGUCUGGUGACUCCCUCUGUUGUGACUCCUUUUCGGGAGUGCUUAAGAUAAAUUAUUUAGAUUAUUUCCUAUUUUAUUUUUCAUUUUUCUUUUUUUUUUGGGUGUUUGCUGUAUAUUUAAACCUUUUUGGGAGUGGUGUUAUGAGUGGUGGCAUUCACCGUUGUUUGAUUUUAAUUUGUGUUCUUCAGUUUUGGUGUUUUGUCAUUAAGUAACCACUCAGGACAGUUGUCCCAAAAUUUGGAUUUUCCCUCCAGAACUGGGAUUGUUUAGAGGUAUGGAUCCAUACACGUGGGAGAUUCCCCCGUAAAGUAUCACUAGACAUAUUGUCGAAUGGGCCUUGGCCUUUUAUGCCUUCAUCAGGUUAGAUGGGUGAGAUUUUAUUGGUCAACGUGAAAGAUAUUGGACUUUUUAAACACUAACAUUUGUAAAAACACAAAAUGUUUAAGAAAUUAUAAUAUUUUAAAAUUCAACAUCUAUAAUGAUCUAAAAGUCUCAAAGUCAAUAAAGUUUCAAUAUAAAGUUCCUUUUCUAGCAUACUCUUCUUUGUCUUUUAAUGACAGAUUUCAGGUUUUCUAUUGUAGAUAGAAGAUAUAAUGUUUUGAAGUUAGGAAGGGUCUGUCUUUGUUGAAGCUAUUGCGCCAUUAUAUUUUACACUAUUCAUACAUUAUUAUUAUGUUCUGCUUUCUCCUUUCCAGUUCUUCCAGACCACGCCACAGCAGUAGCGGUGGUGGUUCUGUCUACAAUGGCCUUGUGUGUCCUGACUGCCAUCAUCAUCUACCUUUACCGACGCAGGAAAUUCGAAGCAGAGCGUGGAGCAUUCGAGAGUGCCAGAUACAGCCGCACCAACACUGGCCCCGGGGGAUCAGCAGAAAAAAAUAUCCUGGUGUCAGAUAUGGAAAUGAACGAGCAGCAAGAGUAG
Messenger RNA from Pelobates cultripes (western spadefoot toad), 63371 nucleotides. The record is from the annotation of a GenBank genome assembly. NCBI's taxonomy places the organism in Eukaryota, Metazoa, Chordata, Amphibia, Anura, Pelobatidae.